GGUUGCAACUUAAACUGGUGUCAGAGGUUGGGGUGUGAGGGGCGACCCCUCUGAUAAAACAUAGAGGUACCAAACAGUAAUGCUCUCUCUGAAAGAACUUCCAACAGGAAAAAUGUUCGACAGAUGCCCCCCGAGGCGCUCUUCCAGCAGAGAGGAUGUCACGUUUGAAGCCUUCCUAACGGAGACAGCAUGCUGAAGUGUUCUGUAGGUAUCUUGACCUUAGAAGGUUUGUGACAAAGCCUUGGGACUCUUUACAAUCUUCUGUUUUAGUAAGUGAAGUGCUAAAUCAGUAAACAGCUGUUUUAUUUGACUGUGUGUGUUAAAUUACAACAGAGCUGGAAGGAGAACUGAAAUACUCAAACUUAAGUACAGUUACUUCAACGACAUUUUACUGAAGUAGAAGGAAAACUACUAACCUGGGAAUCAACUGAAGUUAAAGUUUAAAAAAUACUUCAAAGUUUACAGCAUGUGUUGAAUACUAGUGCGCUGGUUGUUUAGUCCGUUUGAGACACAAAAGCUACAUAAUUUAGUAACAUGAGUAAAUGUGAUGAGUCGUGGAUCACACGAUUCAAUUUUAGGAGACCUUUGGAAGAGUAUCACGGUUGGAGAAUGGGCGUUUUGCAGGAAGUAGCUUUCAUUUUCGUCAAGUAUGAAUGAAUAUUUUUGUGUUUUUAUUUAGACUUUAUUAAAUGCCACAUAAGUAUUCCCCAGAACGCAGAGGAUUAGUGUUCAGUGUUAUAAAGUCUCCUCUGAAAACUAGUCCCUCAGUAGAGUUUGAGAAACGGCCUAGUUCUUCAGUCUCCAGGCGACCUGCUGCCUCUGUUGCUUUCUCUGAAUUUUACCAGCGGACUCUUUGUUUUGAAAGGAUCCGUGUAACCGCAUUAGUGUUAUUAGUGUUAUUAUGUAAUUGUUUCUCAAUGCCGAGGAGGGGCACGUACUUAGUAACUUCAAUCAUGGUCAGCAAAAUUCUGCAAGAAGAACUUUCUUGGUCAGAGUAAGAAAACAUUCAACUCCUAUUCAACAACACAAUUCAACAACUACUAAGAAAAAGUCAAAAGUACUACAUUUAAGUCUUACCUACAGUUACCAGUACUUACCAAUGAACCUAUGCUUGUAUUUGUAAUUUGCAUCUUUGAGGCUGAAGUUACUGAGCGUUUCUGCAGUAUCUUAUGUCGGUAUUGCAGACUGUGGACAGUCAUAGCGGGCUGUGCAGAGCGGACUGACAGAUAAUAGUCAGUGGAAAUUGUUGCAAGAGUGGCAAUUAAUUAUUUUUGCAAAGUUUAUUGAAACAAGAUGAAAUAUUUAUUUGAAGGGACUCAUCCAGCAGAUUUUAGCCUCGAAACAACAUUCUGACCUGUAAUUUUAAUGAAGCUUCAAUAGUUCUUUAAUAUUCUGACUGGACUGCGACCACUCGGUAAGAUGAUGAGAGCUGUUCACAUUGGAGAAUUAUGAUCUGCACUUGCAAGGCUUGUAUGUUUUUUGCUCAUUUUCAUCAAUAACUCAUGAAAUUAUGCCAAGAGUUUUAUUUCCAUUGAGUAAAAGUACUUACAUUGAAAACAACAACAACAAAAAAAGCUCCUCAUUCACAGAAACGUGAGUCUAGAAAUAAGUUCCCACCCCCUCCAACAGUGGCACACAAUAGCUGCCCUUUUUUUACCCCUGCUCCCUGAGUAAACACCGAGUAAUGCGAAUUACUUACAGGAUAAAGCAGGUAGGUAUUAGACAAACACACGCACAUGUAGCCUAAAACCACAAAUAGGCAUCACAAUAAAGACAAAGAUUAUUAGCUUGUAAAAGUCUAAGCAAAGGUGUUGUGUUAAAGAAAAUAACUUAUGAUACAUGUUUGUGAGAUUAUCCAGGGUUAUCUUGGAAGUUUAUCAAGAAUGCAUUUCAAACUCUGUCUCCUGGUUUGGCCUCCAACAUCAGGUAAAGGACACCCUCUUGUGGCUAACAUGAGUUGGAUACCAUCAGGGAUCAGGGGCAGAAAAACAGCGUUUCAUCCUGUACAAACAAACUGUCAUUAAAGCUGCAUCGGCUUCAAACAUUAAAGAGCUUAAAGGGCUGUGGAGCUGACUUCCAUUAAUGUGGUUUGAGUCAUUUGAACACAGGAGGACAGCAGUAACAGCCAGAGGAGGGGGGAGGACGGGGUGUGUCGAGGGGGGGAGAGCUCAGCGAGGGAACAGCAGAGAGCGUCGAUGCUUCACUGUCACCUGUACGUGAAACGAACACCUGUUGCCAGCGGGGGUUUGAGAAAGAAAAGAGCUCAUGUUUCAGGUACUUUCAGGGCCUGUUUCAAGUCUGCCUCACUCAGACCUGGUCCUCACACGGAGAAACAGUCAGACUGAAGUUGGACUUUAAGGGAGAAAACGGAGGAGAGAGAAGGAGGAGAGACAGCGGCCACAGGCGCAGGUAGGAGCCGCUGAAACAGACAGAGACUAAACAAACAGCCGGUAAUGAGUCUGGAAGUGUUUCUGACUUCCAACAGCUUAAAAGGAUGAAAAUUAAAACACCGAGCUGACGGAAAUUCCUCUUAGUCCUCUGAACUGUGUCAUGCAUUUAAACGCCAGUAAUGAAGUUUCUAUGGAGGCUUUUAUUUUUUUUAUCAUAAUGGGAAAAAGUAAAAGUUGGCAGGAAGUUUGUGGAGCUUGAACAGAAGCAGAAACUUCUUUUCAAGACAAGCUGAAGCUCCUAAAUGUUAAAGUAGGUCUGUGUUUAAUCAUUCACUGAACGUGUGCUGAUUCUUUUCUCGGAUAUGAUUGUAUUGGGGUCAUAAAGAUGUGACAGCCUCUGUAGCUUGUGACCUCUUAAUAACUGGGGUAAAACUGGGGGAUGAUAACUAGGAAAUUUUAGCAUCAGAAGAACCCUUAAAAAAGCUGGGUUUGUGUUUUUAUAAUAAUACUGCACUACUACAGACCACAGCCCUGCUUUAUUUCACUAAAUCUCUUGUAUUUUCAUUUGAAAUCAGCUUCCAAAUUGACUGUCCACCCAUUUUCUCAUUUGAACAACCAAUCAGUCGACUCAGGGAGAAGAUAAACCCUCAUCUUUUCAUGCUGUUGAUUUUAUGCUGAGACCAAACUCUUUCUUAGUCCACCUUUUCUCACGAUUCCCCAAAGACUGAGCCCAUUUAAUCAUUUCACUGUCUAUUUGUGGUUAGAUUGAGUCUGUGAAGGCGCCAGAUGGGCCUAAUAUAAUAUUUCUCAUGAUCAGAAGAAGGUUGAGUGGAAAUAUAUUCAUGUACUUUAUUUUGAAGGACAAAGACUUGUCAAACACAUUAUGAAUUGGCCUAUUUAUUCCAGAUCUGGCUAAUGUAGAUCCAAACGAGUACCUGGAAAACACCAUUAAGUCUAUACUAGUGUUUUUGCAUGUUAAAUCCAUUGCAUUACUGAUGACUUAAAAGGCUGCUGUGAUGUUGAUUUCAAUGUAGUUCACAAGAAGAGGUUCAUUUAGACUACACCUGACAUUGAUGCUACUUUUGAUGAGAAUUAAAGAAGACAUGAUGAUAAGUGCAAUGAAUUAUCUAUGUCUAAAAAGUCUCUGAAGCGCUGCGAGGACAUGAAAGGAAAGAGACAACUGACAGAUUGUGGAGAAAUCACAAUUAAAAGUGGCAGUAAUGUAAAAAGCAGCUUGGAUCGUCGGGGCUGCGAGCGAACUCGGCCUAAACAUUUCAAACUCUGUGUGUAAUGAUGGUGAAGGAUGCACAAGUCAACGCCCUCAUCGUGAGUUUCACACAUUUAGACACUCAAAGCUCCUUCAUCAGGAUACUGUGGGUGGGUUUUACGCAGAUCAACUCCCAUCAGGUGCGCGUUCAAAUGUUGCUGAAUGCUGAUUGGUUGGAACUCGGUGAUGUCACCUUUUCAAAAUAGCUCCACUAACUUUAGGCUGGCAAAAAUGGGCAGCAGAAGGAAAACAGUGUGAUAGUAUACUAGGAAGAAUCUUUUUCAGGGUCUGGAGAGAAGAUCAUUAAUGUAUUACUUACAGUGAGUUUUGGCUGAUUUUGUGCUGCCAAAUAAGAUAAGAAAGAUGAGAUGAGAAGAACUUUAUUGAUCUCCAAAGGGAAACUCAAUAAUACCUAUGUAUAAUGUGUAACUAACAGUGUUUAUUAUCUCAGAAAGAAACUGACUCUGACCUGAACUCUGGACCUUCAUUUAUACUCACUGUGGACUUAAGGGUAGGAGUGUCCGAUAUUCUGUUUAUUGUCUGAGAUAAUAUCUUAAUUGGUGAUUGAACAAUGUGCCAAAUGUCAAGUAGGUGAUUUAUUUCUCAACAACAAUGAGAGCCCACCUCAGAGUCCACACACUCUCACUGAGUACGGUCAUGAAUCUGACUAACAUGGCUGUUUGUACGCCAGGAGUUAAAACGGCCAAAAGACAAACAUCACAAGCCUCUGAGUGGAUUAGGUCAAAUUUUACAAGUUAUUAUGAUUAUUUUGGCUUUUUCAUGCCUUUAUUAGGUGGACUGGAUAAAGGAAGAGUGAGCAGGGAGUGAGAUGUGAGGGAGAAGCUCCGGGCUGGAAUCAUAACCUCUGUGUGUGGACUUCUUAGACCACCAGGCCAGCAGCAUCCUGUCUGAUGUUAGAUUUGACCGUGUGAAGUCAGAUGUUGCUCAAAGGACACCAAUCUGCAGAAUACGCUGUAGCUGCAAUAGUUAGUAAACUUAUUUCACCAUAAUGUGGUUUACAACAUCUACCAAAGCCACAAGUCAGUGUCCAACUCAAGUCUGGAUAUGCCGGACUUGUGCGCUGAUGUGCGCUUGGACUCAGACUGAAGCUCUGGCUGCAUUGGGACUCUGGUUUAUUUCUUAUUUCUGCAGUAGUGACAUUUUUGCACAUAUCAUAAAAGUGACUGCAUGCUUGGACUUGGGCUCUUGGGGCUAUUCUAGGGAACUGAGGACUCGACUCAGACUCGACUCAGAUUUUUCUUUUGAUGGCUCGGACUUGACCACUGAGGAGGACUUGAGACUGGACUCGGACUCCAGCUUUAGUGACUCGACAACAACACUGCCAACACUGAGCAGGCUGACACAAUAGAAGAGGGUCUGAGGGUUGCACAGGAUGAUUAAUCGCUCAUCCAUCAUUAUUGGCAAAAUCCCCACAAGUAUGAAGACGUGUCAGUUUCUCAAACUCCUGUUCAACUGACAAGAUUAGCAUCAACUGGAUUUUCAUAUUUUAACUUUUGAGGUAAAUAAUAAUGCUUGAAAAUAAAACUCAGGGAGAAAUUUUCUUGUUUCCUUGACGACAGACUCCGCUUAAAUCACUUUUGCAGGAACCAAUCACAUUUGAAGAAAGAAAAACCUUUUCUGCUGUUGACAGAAUUAUCAGAUGGCAUGUGAAAUAUUUGGAUGAAGAGAUGGUUAAGUCACGUUCAUUUAAACGGGGAUCUUAAGGUGCAGAUUUGAAGAGUUGUGUUUUGGACGGCUGAGCUGAGACGUAGUUUUGACUUGCAAAACAGAGAAGCGGUUUGAACGUUUUGACCCCUGGUACCCUUUUAUUUUCUGUGAUUGAAGUCUAAAUCAUUGAUCUAAGAAAAAAAGAGACAGUUUCUUUUUUUAUCCGCAUUACUGUGACUGUUUUCUUAUUCACAGUAAAUAUACCUUCUGUUCGAGCUUUGGUGUAGAGAUGUAUACUCACACAGCAGAAACCUCUUCAUAUUUCAUUUGCUGCUCCUUUUCAGACUGGCCUAUUUUCUCUUCAAGUGCAUAUUAAACUGAGCCAUACUGAGUGUUCCUUUUGUGAUUGGAAGCCAGUUUUAGAAAUUGAAAACUGGUUUUAUUUUUAAGGCCAUCUGCAAGUUGUUGAAAAUUCUAUGUACACUGAAAGUGUGCCGAUAAUGUAAGCACCUUGAGGAGAAGAGCUAAAGCUCUGCAGUUGGAAAAUCAUAAUGACUUUACUGGUGCAGAGGUGGGUAACAGCAGUCUGAAUGCCAAUAAGCUGAAUUUUUAAGCUGCGAGAGGCGUCUGGCAGUCAUCGCUCUGAUGGGAGAUUUAAAAGCACAUCAGCUAACAGACAGGUCCUCCAAAGAGCGCGUAGAGAAAAGGAUCCAUGCGAACAUGUUUGCUGUGGACGACAGAUCCGUCUCAAAACUCUCAAUGAAAAUGUGAAACAAGAGGAACUCUGAAUUACAAGUUGUAAUCACAGGAAUUGGGUUAUGCAACUUCAUUUAUCAAAGAUGUUAUAUAACUAAGUUUCUUUUCUGCUGGUGAAUUACCUUGUAAAGCUGAACACUUCAUGUUUUCGUACCUUUUGAAUGCAAAUUCUUGCACUGCAGGUGCCUGCUUAUUAAAUGAUUUGGGAGCAAAACCCCAUUGAGAGCUUUCAGUCUGUAGAUAUCUUAAAUAUUUCAACUUUAGACUGUACAUGGCCUGUGUGUUUAUAUUCCCUCUUUCGCCUUGACAGUUUUGAUUUCACAUCUCAUGUCAAGUCUUGUAUUCUGGUCUUUGUGGCUCAAGGCCUCUGCACAGCCAUGAUCGUCUAAUAAGCUGUUGAAUAUUUUAGCAGAGUGGCUGGAAUAAUACAUCAGUUUGUUGGUCGAUCCACAGGAAACAAAAGGGAACUUCUGAUCCAGUUUGACAAUAGAUUUGAGUUUUUCAGGGAGAUUUUCCUCUUGUCUUAUAUGGAAAAAAAAGAACCAGUCAUCUUCCAGCGUGGUUUGAUGCUUUACAUGGAGAAUGCAUACAUGAACAUAUGUACAUAUAUGUAUCAUCUUGAUGAGCAUCUUUUCUGACAUUUCUACGUUUUUUCUCACUGGUUUAGCAGCAGAUAUGAGUCAGAGCAGAGACUGCUUUAUCAAAAUCUGAUCGUAACUUUUAGGCUGAUGAAGUUUGACACAGACCGCAUGACUCAAAGGUCUACAAGACAGCUGGCAGGCUUGUCUUUCUUUGGACCAAGGCCUGAAAUAUUCUGAUUUUCCUCUCACAGUUUCUCAGCUGUGUUUUUGGGCCAUCCAGUCUGACGGCACAGAGGCCCCACAUCCAUUUCUACUGCUCUGUGUACACAGGUCCCACCAUAUACACUGAAUAUAUGGAAAAAAACUGCAUGAAUCAGUUCAUCUUAUAAAUGACUUGAGUAAGGUCCAGCUUGGUCUAAGACUACAAAGAUCCAUGUUUGUGUUUUGGUAUGUAAUAUGUCCUAUUCCCAGCCCUCACACUGUUUGGAUAAUAGGAACAGCCACCAUGAUGUCGACCACUGUUUGUUGACCGCAUAUAUAGAGCCUUAAGAUCUGAAAUUGGCUGCCACCAUGUUGGAUUUUUGGAGCCAAGAGAUAGAAUAUUUGGACGAGAGGGUAGUGCUGGACAGGAGUGAGGGGUUGAGCUUAAUCAUCAACACAUAGCUUCAUUUUUGGCCGGUGAAUAAGCUGUGUUUGUCGACAUAUCUCCCAUACAGCGACACUCUUCUUAUUGCCCACAGAUGCCAUGUAGGAAAAUAAGCAGACGUCUUAUCUCAACAGUCCGUCGUAAAGCCUUUGAGGAAAAAGACAGUGACAGUCUUUGUGGCUCUUGUGUACUGUUCAACAAACCUGCUGAUGCUGGAAGAACCGAGCGACUGCUGUAAUACACAAAGCAAGGUGGACCAGUCGCUCGUAGAGCCGCCGCUUUCUGAUGCUGUUUGUUCAAAGCAAACGAUGGGAUACCAUCAAUGAUACUUUUGAUCAAUAUCACAAGUAUGUAACCUGAUCACUCCAUGAUUUGGAAUCUUCUACAUUAAGUCCAUUUAUUGACCUUUAAAAACUUUCCUCAGACAUGAAAACGGGCUGAUAUUUUAUCCUAGCUCAGUGUUUGUUGUGUCUCGGACCCUUGCCGCUCUCUCUGUCACUUUGCUCCGUUAAUACACACCUGCUCUUCUUGCUCCUUUGGUUGCAUGAUAAUUUGUAUAGGUGUAGCACAGUCUCCAUUCUGCAGCAUCCUGACGUCUUACACUCCUAAAACUUGUGCACUGAUUUAGGCUCUUGAGACGUCUAAUUGCCGGUUAUGCUCCUUAUAUUCAGAGGUUCACAUUUCAUAUGUUGAAUAACCUUGAGACCAUACUAACCAAGCGGACAAACAUCCUGUGUUUCACGUUUCUAAAGGAGAUAAAUUCCUUACAGAUAAAUAACUUACACAUUACAACAGUGAUGCUUGAAGCCUGUUCACUUAUUUGCCGUGGCGAUACUCAUGAGAGAAAUGAAAUGGAUCUGAUCAGAAAUCAAAUGUGCUGAAGCCUUUUUAUCUUUUGGUUUCAAGUGUGCCGGGGUUAGAGGAGGAAGCCCUGCUGAUAAAUCUGUUACUCUGCCCGGGUUGCUAUUAAUCAGCGGGUGUCUGUUUCUUUCCAUGUGUAGAUUAAAACGGCAACAACACAGAAUUUCAACAGCAUGCCUGUCACUGACAUUUCUAAUUCUGUCAGCUGAUAAAUCUGUGUAAAACAGUGGCUUUCUUUUCAGAGCCCCUGGCUCAUUUAUUACAGCUUUAACCGUUUUCUGGGCGCCGUGCUGUCGCUGUGCUUAUGUUUAUGCAUGUCCUCAGUGUCAGUGGAUGGGGGAACACGUCUGAGGGGACGUGUCUGGAGACCAUCUGCGUUUCCAUGGUGGAGGGUUUCACCUGUGCAGGCCGCUCUGUCUGGCAGCUCUGUGAGGCUCUGGUUCAGUUUUAAUGACUGAAAAUGUCCUGCGGUUCAACAAGACUUUUUUAUUUUUGCCUCACAUCUCAUCUGUUGCUGUGGUCGUGGCCCUUUCCCUGCUUUUCAUAGCAGAUUUUUUGACUCUCUUCUUCUGCUGUAUUUUACCAGACUUACAAAAAAGUUGCACCUUGUUAAAGCAAUAAAACCCUAAACAGUAUUUAUUCAUCUGUGGCUGUCAGUUUAUGGAUUGCAAAACAAAGUGUCCUCAUCAGUGACUUGACAAAUGCUAGUGUCGGGUUUUACGCCUUAUCAUUGUUCAAUUCAAUUUUUUCAAUUCAAUUAUUUUAUUCGAUUAGCAUUUAAAAUCCACCCACAACAGCGAAGAGUCCCUGCUGCCCUGUCAUGGCAACAGAUGGUCUAAAUUUGCUCAUGCGUGUUUAUUUGUUCUUCUGUACUUGCUCACAGUGCAAAGACCAGAAAUAAAAGAAUCAUGAUGUUCGAGUUUACCUUGAGCCGGUCUCAGCACACACUCAGCAUUAAUUCAAAUGUAAAAAGCCCAGGAUGAAGCCUCUGUGGUGCUGAUUUGCAUAAAACCAGCAGGGCGAAGGGCGGUAGAUGGAGGCAGGCGAAGAUCGGCAGACAUACUGCCAACUGAGGAUUUCUUUUUAAACUUUCACUUCGAUUUUGGAGUGCUGUUAUGUCUUCUGUGCUUUUGGCUGGAGCAUAAGAGCACUGAAACCGGCUGCAGCUGUGGACAUGCUGGGUAAUUGUUUUUCACCAGUUCAGACUUUGCUCCUGCUCUGAAAUGAAAAAGCCAAUAAAAGGGUUAGUGGUGAGCAGGGGCAAAUAUGCACAUGGUGUAUGUUAAGUGGACAGGUGUGUCCAUAUGAUCACCAAAUAGGACUAAGACAUCAUAAACGUGACCUCACAAGCUUCUAAUGAUCUGUCCUGCAAAUUCUUAUUAACCUUUUGUCAUUUAGAUUUUUGGUUUUAAAGCGAUAAACUAAACAAGCAGGAAAAGAUAUGAACGAUUGACUUAACAAAACAUACACCGAUAUUUAUCGCCCUUAGUCUCACAGGGACAACAGCUUCUAACACAAACUCUAUGUAGACCUGAUUCAGUGCUGUAUCCAUUAAGUCUCAUUCACUAAUCAUAUUCAGAGGUUACAUUACGACCAUGCAUCAGACCGUACAUGUUUUACCUUCAACAAUUGAGCAAUAUUAUUUAGAAAUAGAAUUAAGAAUGUGAAAAAUGUGUUUCUGUACAAUCUGAGCAUGUUUCCCUGUCAUUGAAUGAGUAAGAUUUUAAAGUAAACAAGUUUUCUUGAAGUUAUUGAUCUUUUUUUAAUGCUGAUAAUAAAUAUACCAUUACAGCUGAUGAGCCUCCAGCAUAAAGUGCCGUUCAGAUAUCCUUCAUUUGAAAACAAACUUCAGAGAGAACCGCGCCGUGAUUUAACAUUUCUGUACAUUUACCUUUAACUGAAUUUAUUUACGUAUGUGUGCAUGCUUGCACAGAUAAUUUCUCAAACAGUUUUUGUUUCUUCAAUGAAACUAAAACUUUCGACACAUAAGAAAAAAACAGAAACAACAUUAAAAGUUGACUCAAUAAGCACUUAGCAGCUGUGUCCUUAUCUGGCUCACGUUUUGAUGUUUAGCAUUGUGAGUGGACAGACAUGUCAACACGUGCCGGGAGUAUUUGUUCAAGGCGCUGCCACCAAAAAUUAGCUUUAGCUCUCUGUGGGAGUACUGCAAUAAUGAAUCUUAAUUAGAUACAGUUAAAAAUGUGAGCAGGCAAAAACAAGGCUAAACUGUCAGCACAUUUCCUGUCAAAUGUGACCUUAAAACCAGCAGCAACGGCGGCAGAAUAAACAUGACCUGCGAAAUACCGUGUCGAACACGGAGAGAAGAUGACCUGACAUGACGGUGUGUAGUUUGCUGCUUUACAGAGUGAUUUUGUACUGUAUCUACGAGCUUCUGAAUGAUGAUUGACUGCUAAAAAUCAGAUGAUAUUUGGUGUGUUCAUUAAACCUGACCUGUCUCGUUGAUUAUCUCCCUCUAGUUUACCCUUUUGCUAACGCGGAGGCAGGUGUUGUUUUGACAGGGUUGAAUCGGUCGCUGCAUCUUGACAUUUAGUUGCGCUAUAUGAUGCCUCAUGCUCCCAUCUGAGCAUGUCUUUGUCCUUGAAUGUUGAGCCUUCUGGCUGCUCCAACCAAACGUCUCUAUUGAUGUGCUCUAAAUAAAAUACUUCGAUGUCACACUGCACGUGACACUCCGAAGAUUUAUGUGACAUUUAUGACAUUUACUUUCAGAAAAGGAUAUAGGGCCAUGAAGUUUUCUGGCAGCAGGGGCAGCUCUGCCCAUUUGUGUAAUGAUAUGGGAUGAAUUCCAGUUAUUGGAAAGCUGUAUAAAAAUCUGAGCGCUUCUCUCCCUCCGUCUGUGAAAUUAUGACAGAAGCGACAGCUCGGCUGUAGCCUUUUAAGUUUGGAAAUCUGUCACAGAUGGCUGUCUCUGUGCAUGCAGCCAAGGAAGUAAUGUGAUUGUGACAAUUGUAUCUCCUUUGCCAACAGAUUGAACAUGCUGCAGGUUGUAUGAGUGACAGAUAUGGGAUCAGCAGGAUCAUAUUUGCAGACUUUCACUUUGAUGGUCAUUUCUGGCCUGUUUUGUAAGUAUCUGAAUCAUCCCAUCAGAAAUAUAUUCUGCAUCCCACUGUUGAUAUGUGCACAUCAUAAUUACGCUGUAGUUUUUCCAACUAACAUGUUAUUUCACUGGUCACAUACCCAUCAGUUACCUGUGAGGGUGGAAGGCCAGAGGUUCAAGGAAAAUCUGGAGGAGUGGUGGAGUUGGAGUGCAGCUUCCCUCCGUCAGGCCCAGCUGCUGUGUCCCCAGCAUCCCUGCAUGUGGUGGAGUGGGUUCGACAGGGACUGGACAUCCCCGUCCUGAUUAAAUUUGGAUCAUAUGUGCCUCCUCGAGUCCAUCCAAAAUAUGAGGGUGAGUGUCUGUGGAAAUGAUCACACAAAUCCAGUUGAAGAUUAUGCUACAGGAAUCCCCUGUGUUCAGUCAUGCUGUAUAGUAUCCUCUGCAUUCUGUCCAUGUAAAUGACUUCUGGUCACUCUGUUGAAGGCUGAAUAGUUAACCUUCACCUUGUUUUAAAUAAGCAGCUGGUGAGGUACUUUGUUUAUGCCCAAACUUUUCUAUUUUGCAUAGUUUUAUGCUGUUGUCAUGCACCGACCUGUUUGUUGUUAUGUCUUAUUAAGAAAUAGUAAAGAAAAAAAGGAUCCAACCUUUUAAAUUUGUGAAUAAUAACCUGAUUUAAAUAUUAGCUGAUUAAUAAUUACACUUCAAUUUUGGUUUAAUUUAAGACACAGUAGUAUCUAUUCUUGCAUAUAUGUUGACAGUAAGGAAGUCAGUGGUGUACUUAAGUUAUAUAUUUCAUAUCCUGAGAAUAACAGAAAGUUCAACAUGCAUUGAGGCUCAUGGUCACCUGAGAAUAAAGUCUUCUCAUUUUGGUGACUGAUUAUCAAGCAACCCCCGUGAGAUUUUCACAAAUACCUCUUGCAAAAUUAUCUAAUGCCAACUUUUGAAUGAAAUCAGGAAAUCAUGUGGGAUGAGCUGGUCACCUCCUGAUCUUAAGUCUGGAGCCAUCAUCUACACAGAUGAGGCACUUUGUCAGAUUCGUUGUUUUUUUUGAGCAUAAACAUGAGCAGCUUUGGUGAAGAACUUACACCACAUGAGCAUACUUUAGUGUUGGACUGUGAUGGCGAGCAUUGAUAUAAAAAAACAUGUGACUAUGACAGAUACUCACAAACAACUAACCGUUAUUCCUCCAGAGUCUCCGGUAUUUACUUUGUUUUCUUGCUUGUGUCGGCAGUCGUGGCCAAAAGAGGAUUCAGACAAUUUUCCGAACUUUCUGGUUGGUUUCUACUGUCCGAUAUUGCAGCACGCUAACUUUGUUUGGGCCCCUGAACGACACGGGGGAGCGGCGUCUGCCUCACAACCAAUCAGGUUUGGGGAGGCGGGGAAUGGCUUAGUUUACAAUCAGAUAGAGCAGAGCACUCAAAAAAUGUUAAAUGUUGACGACACAGACAUAACAAAACAGAAACCAGAAAAAAGAUGCUUCUUUAACGUAUUCCUGCCCACCCCACCUUUAAGGGUAACUGAGUUUAAUUGUCAAGUUGGCUGAGUGAGAGCAUCCUUAACUGACAUGCCUUGUUUUUCAAUUCCAACAAUGGAUCGUUGUCAGUUUUAAUGUAGGGUUUCUUUUUUUUAAUUGCUGUGACUGAAAGGAUAAAACAGCAGCAUGACUGGAGUAGAGGUUGUUUUUUUUUAAAGGUUACAGUCCCAUUUUCUUAACUGGAAGAAUGUAACCAGUAUCUGGGUCUGGGAGUGUUUUCAGCACCACACCUUGAUGGCCUUUGAAAUCCGUCUCAGUGGGAGUUACUCUUUCUGGGCCUGAAACUCUCACAUUGCAUCACCACCUAUUGUGCUCUUUCUGCCCACAGCGCCGAGAACAAAGAAAGUCUGUGGGGGAAAAAUAUACUCAAUGGACCGAGGAAACUUGUGUGUAGCUCCUGUUAUCCUUUAAAGUCACCAACAAUAGGAGUGGUGUGGACAAAGAGGAGGAAUGUCUGGAUGGCUCAGAUCUGCCUUUUGUCAAAAGGGGUUUUCAUUUUGACCUAUCCACUUUUCCAAGGACUAUAUGAGCAAGAAGGCCAUGCAAUGUUUUGACCAAGGUGUCUUUGAAAUGGAGACUACCAAACCUAUGUGGUAUCUCUUGAAAAUGUUAAAUUAUACUCAGGUCAGGUGAAAGCACACAGGGAACCUUUCUGCUUGUUAUUCGUUUGAAGUGACAUACAUAAAUGCUGAUAGUAGAUAUCAACAUUUCAUGAAAACUGCAAAACUAACAGAGAUUCAUCCCCUAAAACACAUCUUACCUACUGUUGCAUCAGCUGGUACAAAGUCAUGCUGUGCAGAGAAAUAUUAUUUAAACCCACAUAACUUCAUUUCAAAUUCUGGUGGCGAUCCCAAACACUUUUUACAAAACCAAAUCUGUCAUGCUGAAUUUCUGGAAAAGGUGGAUGAACAAAACAUCUCCAGUAUUUAAAGUACAGACAUGGGGGGAGGGAAGGUAUUUCACAGUGGGCUGAGUUAAAUCAGCUUCAACAAACAAGAUGGUUCAAUAUUUUACAGUCAGAAAGUGUAGAGAAGGUGGAUUUUCUCCUUAAAAACACUAAAUUAGCUGAGAAUCUGUUUAACUAACAACUAAAAUGAAUGAACAACAAUAAAUAAGUGAACAACUGAAAACAGAAAAAAAGGUUAGAAACCAAAUAAAAAAAAACACAGGCAGCGUUAUAUAAAAGAAACCAAACUCUGUGGGGGCCCUAAACCCUAACCCUACUCUAACCCUAACCAUACUCUAACCUAAACCCUACCCUAACUCCAACCCUAACCCUAACCCUAACUUUAACCCUAACCCUACUCCCUAACCCCUAACCCCAACACUGACCCUACUCUAACUUUAAACCCACCAGUGAUGCAUUUAAUAGUGAAGAGAAGAACUGAUGUGACUUGGCUGUGUUAAACCCACUCCACGCCUUCUCCCGUCCCUGUUUCUGACUAGGGCAGAGCUGCGAUAGGGAGGGGGGUGUACUUGGGCUGCAUAGCUCACCAAAUUACCAAAGUGGAAUUAGAGCCCGCGGUGCUAGAAAGAGUUACACAUCUCCAUAGUGACUGCAUGUUGUUGAAUACAGAUUUUAAAUUAUUUGUGUCGGGUAAGUCAACGACCUUAUGAUAUCAUUAUUAGACUGAGUCAGCCUGCACAUAGACUUAUACAUACAAUUCUUAAGUAAUGCUUGAAAAGUAGGAACAUUACAGCUCACAAACAUCAUACUCACAUUUUCCCAUCUUCGGUACUUGAAGAGGAUUUGAAGAGCAUCAUGCUAUGCCCUCUUUAUCUUGUUCAUAUUUCUUUAUUAUUACUACACCAGAGAUGUGCUGCGUAAAGUGAAGUGCAAUAAGCUCUAAAAAGAGCUGUUUUGACAUCAUCACUGCACAUAUGGAAUUUGAGUGCCAGCAUGUUUGCCUGGGCAUACAGUUAAUAGCACUGAUGCUGAAUAUCAUCUUCAUCAUUUAAGUCAUCCCUGAGAAUACGCCCCAAAUAUUUUACUUUAAUUAUUUCACUGUAGUUUAGUUAGUGACUGUUUUCCACUGUGGGUGACUUUACAUCUAAUCGACUUGUUUUAAAUAACUUCAGAGCAAAAUUUCUGAGCUGAAAACACUUGUUAGCUGAAGCUAUUCAUUGUUGGUUUUGGGAUUUGUUGACAGUAAGACAGUUGUGGAAAACGUCCAGCCUCAUCCUUUGAGCCUUCGUUUAAAUACAACCUAAAAAAGUCAUUGGUUGCACAGAUUCAUUGGUUGUCCUGACACAUUAAAGAGCGGUAAUUGUUGCAUUUGGGUAUUUGUUUGCCAAAGGAUCAGAAGCUGCUUUUAACUGAGCCAAGGCCUUUCUCAUUUGAGUUGAACGCCGCUCCCUCACCCGACACAAGGAAAUACGAUACAGACAUUUACAUAGCAAUAAAGUCAGGCUGAACCUUGGCUGAUGAGUUAUUGGAAGUGGGAGCAGGGCAGACUUUAAUUCCAGCGCGGGCUCAUAAAAGACAGUAGCCUUUUGUCGCUGACUAUGAAGACGAUCCUUCAGUGUACACCGAUGUCACACUUCAUUACACUGGAUGUUAGUUGCAGAAGACGCCAGGCAAUAUACCAGCAGUAAAACUCUAAAGUUUGCCUACCCUUUAGCCCGUGAAUUACACUUAUUGUACACUCAACCCAACAAUAAAGUUUCCUGCUUAGUAAAGCACCUGCUUUUAGAAGGACAGGUAUGUUAAUCACAUGCCUCUCCAGUGACAAACAGAAAGCUGUUGUUCUGUUCAGAUACAAAAGGUUUGAAAAAAGCUGCUUUGUCCAAUCCGAUGCUGGACUUUCUCACAGGUACAGGCUGGUGUGAGGUUAACAGGUGCAACAUGGGAAACUAGCGCUUAAGAGAUGGAAGGACAGGUGUGGAUUUCACCUCCUCAGGCCAUGGAUGGUUUCGGGUGUCUCAGUAGUUUGGAUGGAAGAGCCAGAACCCAACUGUUGCUCUGGUGUUGUGAUUCUCACAGCUACACAAGUGAAUUAUUCUGCUGAGGUUCAAUUUUUCAACUGUUUCUCUUUUAAGGAUAAAACCUGACCUUUUGUGAUUGCAGGCCACCUCUCCCGUCCCCUCUCUUUGUGUGUGGCCUCGUGUGGAGCUUCCCAGAGUGUGAGAUACAGUAGAUUUUGGUCAGAUUGCUCCCCAGAGAGUGUUAAAAGCUAAAAGACUUUAAAUGUAUUUGUUGUAAUAGAGCGGUUCAGAUCAGAGGAUUAGUGUCUGAUCUGUGAAGAGGACACGAAGUCCCUCUGCGCCCGUACAGCUGCUAACUGUAUUAAAAUACAGUUGUGUGACUACAAAGGCUCUUAGCAUGUAAAUCUGAUCACAUUCAGCCGGAGCAGAAGAAGAGAAGGAGCUCAUUACACACAGUUAACACAGCUGAUACACUCCUCUUUUCCCACACGGACAAACACGAGAGUUUGCACUGCGAUUGCUCAUCUUUGUUUUUUUUUUUUUCUGUUACGCCCAAUUCAAGUUUGAAACCAUCACACACUCCAGCUUAACGGAGCAACCAGCAGCAACUUCAUGUGAAACCUUAUCUGCGUCUUUCUCUCGCCGAAACCCGGACGUCUCUGUGCAGCGUGCCAGGAGCUGACGACAUCUCUAGACGCUGUGGGCUCACCGCCCGUAAAUAUCACAUUCUCAGGGACAUAAAUGUCCGUGUCACUCAGAGCGGUUUUAAAUGAUCAUGCACCGUCCCGCCCGACCAAACGAGACGCUCUGUGGGCCAUCCCCCAAAAGGCUUUUCUAUCAUUUAAAAUCUUCAUCUCUAAAAUGUUGCUCAUCCAUUUUUAAAGGACAGAAAAUCAAUCCUUCCAGAGCAUCUUUCACCCUGAAUACAAUGUAGAGAAAAAAACUCACUCUGUGGCCUUUGACGUUGUCCUUUCGUCAGGUGAGGGAGGGUGGGCUUUGUCGUGACGUUAAUCAGUAACUCACACCAGGGAACGGUUCAGGUCUGAGUGCACAAGUUCUCCCUGCACAUCCAGAACCCCGUCCUCUGACACUGAUAAGCAUUUUUAUUGUUCAGCACCUUUAGGUGUCAUUGGUCUGAUUUUCAUCAUUUACUAACAGUGGAAACACACACACCAAGAGGCCACAGAGACGACAUAGUUCCUGAAGAAGAAGUCCCUGAAACUGAAAGAUUUGGUCUAAAAGCAUCUUUCGUCAACAGCGGAGCAGCAGUCCGUAUGAAGAGAUACAGAAUUUCUUUGUUUCUUGAAGGUCUAGAACUUCUACUAAAGUUAUGAGACAAUUUCUUUGUGUCGCACCGAAUGGCGUUGAGUAAAAGCUAAUCUGAAACAAUUUAGAUGAACAGAAACGUCAGAAUAAUUCACUUUGGGGGCAGUGAACAUUAAAAAUAAAAAAGCUCAUUUUGUCAGAGAGGCGAUGGAGAAUAAUUCAGUUUUUGUGUUUUUAUCCUCAGUCUGUUUAUUUUAGAGGAUGUAGAAACCGUCUCAGCUUCAUCGUCAAUUAUGAGGCAGAUUUUUAUGGAAAGGGACUUGACCUGUUAUUCAGCCGACGCACGAGAGUUAAACGUGUUUUUAAGUCUUCAAAGAUGCAUAAUUUCCUGUAUUUAUCUGAUAAAACACAGAAAUGGGAUUUUCUUGGCUUUGAAACUGAAUAUCAGUCGACAGUUGUUGAUAAUGGAGGCUGCACUGAUGAGUCAUUGAGCUGCAGAUGAAAAAAAAAAUCAGGUGAAUUGGUUCUUAUUGAACCAUGAACUUGAACUGUGAACGUGGACCUGUUUAUUUUGAUCAGUGUGAACUUGAACUAUACUAAAGUGAAGCAAACAAACCAUUUCAGACACACAUGAUCUGCAGUCUGUAAAAUGGUGUUUAGCUUCAAUCUUGUGGGAUGACGAGGACAUCAGUUUUUUUUAUCUAUUUCCACCAAAAAAACACUCACUUAGCUAUGUUUUAAAAAAAAAAACCUGUCUGUCACAUUUGUCAUUUUUGUUUCGAGUGUGAAAAAUCUGCUCGAUAAAUCGCAUUAUUCAGUAACUUCCAUAAAAGAUUUCUCUUCUAAACUCAUGUUGAUCAACCUCUCACAGGAGUAUCUACCAGUUAUUCAAGAGUGGAGGCUGAUCGUUUGUCCGUUUCUCCGUAGAAAGCUGUUGUCUCUGAAACAGUCAAGUCUCUGACAUGUAUUCACCACCUCUGCUGUAGCAGCAGCAGCAGCAGAGGACUGCUCUCUUUCUCACUCAGACAAACCCUUUUCAUCUGUAAAGUGUUGUGUUUCAUCACAGCACUGAGAGGUUUUGUGUUUCUCUGUCACCUGAGUGCCUCUGGGAGGGUUAAGAGUGUGGGGGUGGGGGGCUUGGGUUGGAAACAGUUGGGCAAAUAAAUACACUGUGUGUGUGUGUGUGUGUGUGUGAGUGUGAGUGCACGAGGGUAUCACCGUGGGUGUGUCUGUGUGCGAGUGCUUGAAUGGAGCUGAUAGGGGGUUAUUGUUUGGUCCGGAGGAGUCAAAAAGCUGCUCUCUGGUUGAUUUAAUUCAGCGGAUUCAGUGAGCAGAGAGGAGCAGGGCAGAGAACCAGAGCGAGGAGAGGAGGAGGAGGAGGAGGAGGAGGUGUUAGUGGGGGUGGUGCAUCGACCUGUGUUCAGUAUGGUUAUCGCUCCCCGCUGUAUUUGGUUACCUGCUUCUUGAUUCAUGGAUUCACUUCAGACUCUGGUUUACAGCUGGGAUCUUUCUGUUAUCCUCGUUUUUAAGCAGACACCAACAAAGACAAGUUGAAGUUUGGUUUUUGAAAUGAUCCUUCAAUUAUUCCUGAUUAUUAAUUAUUUACAAAAGCAGGUUUUUUUACCCAAAUGUUGUGGAUGCUGAUUUUUUUCUCCCUGCACGUUAAAGCUGGACAUCUCUAAAAACGUCAUUCCCUCCAGAGUUUUCAGUCUCACUUCAGGGUUUUCUCUAAUUCUAAUUAGAGCGUCACGCUGGUCUGACACUGAUAAUAACUGAGAAGGUCUGGAUAAAAGUUCCUGGUCCAGUUUACCCUGAAGGUACCAGAUGAGGUUGGAGUCAGGACCCUGUGCAGGCAAAGCACGUGUUUCACACCAGAUUUGUAAAACACCCUGCAGCGAGAAAGCCCACGACACAUUCUUACUUCAAGCUGGUCAUGUAGAGAAACCUGAGCCUCAUAAUACUGUAUGUUGAUCAGGUCACUGUUUUGGACGUGCAGGCCUGAGCGCCAAUAGAUAUCUGAUGUCGUCUCCCAAAAUAAAGGUAAACAAUAAUUAAAAAGCAACUUCUGGUUUCGAUGAUUAAACUAAAACUUUCAAAUAAAAAAGUCAAGAUUAUCUUUUACUCAUGUAGUAUUCAUGAACAUUUGAUUUAUGUCACAAAAAGAUUCAUUUUGGUCUUUUUAACAGGAAAAUAACUCAUCAGAAGUACGGGUCUUUGUCGAGUAUUUUGCAGCUAAAAAAAAAUUAUGGCAGCCAUUGAAAACACAUUCAAAAAUGGUCCCAAAAUAUGAGUUUUUUAACCUUUAUUUAUGAUUCAACAUCGGACCUUAAACCACAUUUCAGCAGGAAAUCUGCUCCCGUCUCAUUUGAGUCAUGAGACAUUAAAUAUAUACUGUAUAUUUACGGCCAUGACUUCAAAAUGAACAAAUGUGAGAAACACUCAGAUCCACGUCCAUCACUUAUCUCUGUCAGCCUCAGAGAUCUGGUGAAUAUCAAUCAUAGUGACAGAUUUAUCAGCUCUGUCAGCAUCCUGGAGCCUUUCUACCUUUACAGUGGGAGUCUUCUUUUUUCUCAACAUCUCAGUGGGAAGAAAAGAAAACCACACAGCUCCACAACAGAGGCAGAAACCCCCCCGUGAAGGUUUAAAACUGCUUUUUUCAUGACGUCUCUGAUGUUCAUGUCUAUAUUACUCAGCCUGUAGAGAGCAGUAUCCAUGAUUUCAGUAGAUUCAGUGAAAUUACGUCUUUGCGGGAUUUUAACUACUGCUGGAAAAUUACCUCUGAGAAAUGCCUCCAAAAGGAUAAUUUCUGUUCUCUCUUCAUCGCUAAAAUAAACAAGUUAUUGGAAUUAAGAGACAAAAUGGUUUUGUGGCGUGUUGAUGUUAGGGUUGUAUUUUCACUGGCUAAAAAAAGGGUUGAAAGUGGCUGAAGGCAUGAAAGUGUUUUCUGUUUUAAAGCGAGCGUCCGCAGGAGAGUCCAGGUUACAUCCUCAGAGAAAUAAGGAGCCCGUCGCAUAAAAACACCUCAUGAACUUUUUCUCAUUUAAGGUUCUGGUUUGUCUGUCCAUGGCCCCUGAAGGUUUCAUGCUCUUUUGUCAUUUUUACCUAAAUAAUAUGUUUUAUUAGUUUGAUAUUUGUUUGUUAUUUAAACCCUCUUGGGCUGACACUAAUGUGUUCGAACCGUCAGCUCCAAAAAUAGAAACCCUGCAACAAACGGAUGUCAUGUAAAGAGACUGUGUCCGCGAUGUCCGGGGGCUUUUCUGUCCCACAGAGAAAAUAUUCGUGUAUUUUCAGGUGUAAUCUGGAUCCAGUCCCUGAAAAAGGAAAUCUGUCAUGAUGUUUAAAUUUUAGUGAAAAAGCACUUCUUGGUAAAUAAGCUGCCUUAUCUAAGCUCAGCUGACGAUUAAAAGGUCCGGUUAAUAGCAGGGAAAUCCAAAACUCAAUAUUGAAAAUAAGAAUAAUCGUCUGUUUUAGAUUACAUAGCUGCAGACGAUCUGUGCUGCACACUUUUACACUUGUGCACAGAAUCAUUAAGCUUAACAUUUCACAAUAAUUGUCAAAUACUAAUUAUUAUGGCAGUGAUGUUGCAGCGUAAAGAAUAAUACAUCUUAAAAUUAACCAAUGCUAACUGUUCAUUUUCAAAGCUCAGUCGACUGAAACAGCUGUUUUCUUUAGUGUGUUUAAGAAAAGGGAAAUUCUGACUGAGCUUAACGUUCAGAAUGUAACGACUCUUUUCCUCUGUUUGCACGGUUCACUCACUCAUUCGUCUCUUGAGUGCGAGAACAUGCUUGUUUUUGCAUUCUCACAUCAACAGAAGAGCCUGAGUUUCCCGGUCAGUUCCUCUCUCGUACCUCGCCCUCUCUCUCUCUGUCAACCUCACAGUCCAUUUACUUCACAUUCAAAUCCUUUGCAGUCAUACAUUUUUCAGAUGGCGGGGGUGUUGCCAUUAGGUCAUGCUCUCAUUUCACCUCCACCCAUCCCUUCCUAUUUUAUCUGACAACUCCCAGUCAUGGUCGUACAAACCUCCCAGCCGCAGCCCUCUCUUUUCCUCUGAGGUGCUGUAGUGACCUAUAUCACACUGAGCAGGUAAACAUGAGUGGGAAAAAAACCCACCAGAGGUCAAAGGGUAGGAUUUUAACCGCUCUAAUCCCCUGAGUGUAUUCUGCUCUGUAUUUUGCUCUGCGUUCCCCUUCCUCGUCUGCUCCUCUCCCUGUGGAUUCACUCACCUUUGGCAGCCUGGAAAAGUAAAUAAGGUGUGUUAUCUCUGCCAACAUACCUUACGCCAACUUCCUGGUUCUUUCUGACUGUCCCACUCCGCUAUAGCAACCAUAAACGGGAACUUCUGUUAAUAAUUACCGUCACUGCAGUCAUCCUCGAUGCUCCCACUCUGCAGUUUGAGUUCUGUUUGGAUGAUUUUAUUCCUAAAAUGGUGCAGUGAGGCUACAGUGCGUCUUAUAUAAUGCUGUUGUUGACUGUGUCUCUUCAGCCACACUGUUCCGGGCCGUUAGGUUGCUGGACAAUUGUCUGUCAGACAAAGUGUGAGAAGUAGAUGGACACAGAAAGACGUGGGCAGCAGCCUGAAAAAGAUAAAGGGGAUGAUGUGGCAAGCUGCGCUCCGGCUCGAGGGAGCCGUCACCUGGCAACCAGGAGAUCACAUUACGAAGUUUGUGUGUUAGCUGUUGUUUGUGUUUUGUGCAUGUGUUUGUGUGAGGUUGUUUCAUUCGAGGACAUUUUUUUUUUUUCACACUCCAGCAGUUUCACUCAGGUCAGACCCAGAGGAUGUCAAAUAAAAUCAGCAUCAUGUAAAGCUGGCCAUCUCAUACAACCUCCACCCCUGCCCCCUCACCCGCCUAACCUCAAUCUGUUUCUGCAGGGCGAGUGUCUCUGGUUAGAAUCACAGCCCUGAGGCUGGAGGACCUGCAGCUGGAUGACCAGGGCCUGUACGAGUGCCGAAUCCUCUUGCUGUCUGAACCCACAGAUGAGCUGCAGAAUGGCACCUGGACCCUGCUGUCUGUGACCGGUGAGGUUCAUGGAGAUGCCGUUUUUGUGUGUGUUGGUGUUUUGGCUGCAUGCCCGUAAAGCUUAAAGCUAAAGUAGGUUACGUUUAGCUUUGUAAGACAAAAUUCAUGAGCCGAAUGUAAACAAAACACAGGAUGGGGCGUGUUUGAACAAAGAGCAACCUUUGGUCCAGAGAUAGGAGAUAUGGGUGUGUCGAUGAAAACAGGGUCAGAAAAUAAUUAAACCAGGAUGGAAGUCAAAUCUGUGUCAAACAUCAAACCGAGCGCCGACAGACGGUGAGGUACACCUGAUUCUUUGAUGACUCUUAUAUUUAUCAGUCCCUUUUUAUUCACCUGGUUGUAUUUAAAACGUUCAUUGAGAUCUCCUGGAUUUUAAAGUUAGAUUUUGUACCUGAGAAAACAAAAAUACUCAAAACUGCUUCUAUUGAAAUAAAAAAAAAUCCCAUUUCUCUAUUGAAUUUACGUAACAAGAGACGACAAUUGAAAAAAAGUUGUAAUAAAUAAGGACAAAAACCGACUCAUCCCCUCUGGUUUUGUAUGGAAAUCCAUAUAUUUUACUAUAUUUUACCACAAAUCCUGUAUUUCACUAUAGAUUCUUGUAAAAACCUGCUUUAGCUUCAGACCUCUGCUCGGGUGUUUCCCGUCAUACUUUCAGGGCCGUUGUUGCUAGGAGACACGCUGCCAUCCGCUGCGCUGUGGAUCACCAUGUGAUCUGAGACAUCUGUUCCUUUACAACAUUUAGCAUUUGGAAGGACAAACAUUUAUAUUUCACAGGGAAAGUGGACGCUGGGUAGUCUUCCAUAUACCGAGUAGGACAUGGUAAACUUAAAAAUACAGCUUGUUAGAAAAAGAAUGUUUUGGUUUCUGCGUCUCCAGUUUCAUAGAUUUAUUUUAAAUGUUAGUCUGAGUCAGGGGUUUACCGUAUAAUACAUCAUUGUAAUACAAACCAACAUGACUCUGUAGUGAAAAUUAGUGAGAAGGCUCAAAAUCAUUUCUAAGACUUUCACUGACAGGGAUUAGUUUAGAGUUAGAAUCAGCUUUUUUGGCCAAGUCCGUGUACACAUAAAAGGAACUGGACUCCGGUAACAGUUGGUCCACAAAAGCAGAUAUCAAAAUGAAGUCUUAUGAAAGACGUCUUCUUUCACCUACUGGACACUUCCAAAACAUCUUUGGACCCGGGUCUGUGAAGGAUGGAAAACUGACAAAAUGAGUCUGAUGAGUCAAAUUUGACCUUUUUACCUCUGCUCUAAAGAGAAGAAGGUUCAGCUGCUGUGUUUUCAGGACACAGCGAGUGUCAAAUCCAAAAUAAGUCAUUUUUCACACAUCAGUAAAACGUUAGGUGUAAACAUUCUGAAUCAGGGUUUUAUUCGAACGUCCAUGAACUUCUUGACACCCUGAAAGGUUCUAACAACAGGAUUGAUUCCAUUUUGAAAAGGAUAUUCUGGCCUAAAAUUAAGUUAGACUCACUGUAACUCCGAGUUAGACACCCCCUGGAGAGUUGAGUGUUGCCGACCGCCUACUUCUCUAGUUAUACCAACUUUAGUAACGACCGCAGGAUAGCAAUACACAGCAGUCUACAUCUCCACGUGCAAACUGCAACCAAAACGCCGCUCUAGAACAGCACCUAACUUCAUCAACAGGACAUAUAGGGUCACAGUCAUAGUACUAGACACCAAACAUCUUUUUAGCUUUGACUCAUUUCUUUAGCAAAGAGACUAAACACUUCACCCACUCACCUCCAGCAGCCGCUUGUUUGUGGGGGAUCAGAUGAGACACUAAGACAGAGGAACUACCAAGUCUGCAGAACAAAAUGAUUAUUAUGAUGAAUAUUACUUCUAUUACUCUGUUGAUGAAGUUAGGUGCUGUUCUGAGCAUUAUUUGUGUCCAUAGAGACGUAGACCGCUGUGUAUUUCUAUCCUGCGGUCGUUACUAAAGUUGGUAUAACUAGAGAAGAAAGAGGUCGACAACAUUCAUCUCUGGAGGGGGUGUUUAACCCGGUAUGUUUGACCAUAAAUUAAUUCUAAUUUAAUAUCCCUUUAAUGGAUACAAUGCUUUGACGAACUCGAGACAUCUUUGCUGCUCAGAUCCUCUGAAAACCAAAGUGGACCCAAGCUUGGAUCAGGUUUGACAGUCAGGUGAAGGGAAACUGUGCAGAUAUUGAAAUAAAGACGUUCUCAGUCUCAUUUUCACACCACCUUUUCAUUUAUCCGACAGUGCGGUUUAUUUUUCCAAUUUCUUGACAGCUGCUUUACGUUUAACUCUCUUCUUUUACGUUAAACUUCUGAAAAAGUUUUUGACAAGUUAAUUUUUGAAAAACUCUGUGGACAGAUGAGGUGAUUUAAAUAACUCCUGACUUUCUUGACAGAGGUUUUGUGAGACUCAUCCCUGAGCUAUCAUCAUUAUUAUUGAUAGGUCUAAAUAAUAAAUCUAAAUCUGAAAUAUGCAUCAUUAUUUUCUGUGCUUUGAAGUGUGUCUGUAUCUGGGAAAACCUUUGCUAUGACUGCUCACAAACAUAAAGAAUAGCAGAUCAAAGUGAGGUGAGACAGUGUUGGUCUGUGUGAGCGUCGGGUUAGAGCCGAGAAUUAUCAUAGAUUAUAAUAGGUGUCUGUGCGCUCCAGGCUUUAGAUGUAACUUCACUGACAUGCCCCGCAGGUUUUAAGCUUCAAAUCCGAUUGUUUUCAAUCUGACUUAACAUUUGAGAUCGUCUUUGGCUAAAAAAUGUACGAAAGAAAAGGUAAAAAUGAUGAAAGCCUGAAGUUUCACAGAUAUGUGAAAAGACUUUUGGGGAGUAUUCAGUAACAUAUUUUCAUCAGAUCGCUCGUGCUUUUGAAUAUUAAACAAGUACACCAACCUGUGAUUCAGAGGAGGAGAUCAAUUCUUGUUUUCCGUGAAAAUACUGAAGCUAUAUUCCUGUUAAAAUAAAGAAAAAAUAAAAGUAUGAGCUCUGGGAAGUUGUGGAAGUUUGAGGUGGUCUGUCCGGGUUUAGUUUGUUUGCAGAUGAUGAAAGAAAUAUCUGGAAGUCCUCUGAUUAGAUCUGAAGCCCAGAGAGACGGGAAAACGUUCUCGCUAACAGAUCUAAAAGCAGCGUCACCGGCAUUUUCACUUUGUUGCCUGAAAUAAUAAUGAAACUCGAUGUCAGUAAACUGCGCCUGAGCUGCUGCUGUUUAACAAACACGGCCGACCUGCUGUCAGGCUGUUCAUGGUGCAUAAAAAAGAGGUGAAGGAAACAAAGAUCCAAAGUCUGCUCGUCCACUUUUUCCCUUUGUAGUUUCUCUUUAAUGUGUCGCUCUGAACCCACCAUGAUGGGACUUUGAGCUUUUCUAUAGACAUCAACUUUUGUUUAUUCAAAGAGGACGACUGACGCUGCACACCCCUGAUCUCAUGAACAUGUAUAAUCACCAUAACAUUCUGUAUUUUUACCACAUAUUCAAUGUUGACCUUCACGUUUUGCUCCGUAGCCUCACCCACCUUCACGGAAACCCCGCCUCUCGUGGUGGAGGCCCUUGUUGGCAGUCAGCUCUUUCUUGACUGUGCUGCUGAAGGCAACCCCACCCCGAGCAUCACCUGGACAAAGGAUGGAAACCUGAUCGAGAGAAGAAACUACCAGGUACAUGUAUUUUUAUGCCCAUCCUUGAGAUUCACCUAAAACAACUAGAACAGGGGUCGGCAACCUUAAACACUCAAAGAGCCACUUGGACCAGUUUCCCACAGAAAAGUAAACACAGGGAGCCACAAAACCUCUUUGACAUCUAAAAUGAAGAUAACACUGCAUAUAUCUUUUUUUUUUUACCUUUAUACAAAGUAUAUGAAAAACUGUAGCGAGUUGCAUUUAUGAAAUAAAUGAACUAUUUCGGCGAGUGUCUGUCUUCUUCUGUAGUUAAACCGCAAGAUAUCAAAAUCUACCCGGAUACAGCAAUGCUGCUUUUUGAUUGGCUGUUCAGUAGAUAUACUUUAUUUGAUUGGCUUGUGCGUGGCACGCAGCUUCUGAACUCUCGGAGGAACUCAGUUGAUUUCCCCCAGUUCCAUAGUUGAAGAAGUGCAACUUGGUGGACAUCACCGUGUUCAUUUAAAUGUGUGAGAAAUACAAUGUGUGGUGUGUGAGCGUGUGAACGAGUGGGAAUGCGUGUGUCAUACGCUGAAUGUGUGAGACUUGAGAGCCCUGUGCUCACGCAUCAUCGAUGUACUCCCGAGCCAUGCAAAAUGGUCUUUGCAAAUGUUGCACUGAACGCCUUCCUUUUCAGUCUUGGUGAAGUUUUCCCACACCACUGAUGUUUUAGGUCGGGAUUUGGGUUGGGUUGUGUCCAUGUUUUUCUCAGCCGCUGCCUCGGCCAUGGCUGUUUCUUUUCUGUGCGUCCUGCUGAUGUUUACACGCCGGUGUCCAUGGACAUAUAUAAAGACCCAACGAAUCGAUUACAGAAUUUGUUGGCAACGGAUUUUUCGUCACGACGAAUCUACUUAAUCGAUUCGUUGUUGCAGCCUUAAUAGUUUAUUUAAUGUUACAAGAGCAUUAUAAUCUUUGAAUUUAGAAUUACAAAAAAAAUAAAAUAAAAUAAAAUAAAAUAAAAUGCAAUUAAGUAUUUAUUAUUUAUUUCCCAAAUCCAUUGGGAGCCGCAGCUUAGGGAAGAAAGAGCCGCAUGCGGCUCCAGAGCCGCGGGUUGCCGACCCCUGAACUAGAACAACAACUAAUAUCACUACCGGUCUGCCUCCCUCCACGGUCUCUACUGUGUUCUACGCUCAUGUUUGUUAAACCAUCAAUUACUAAUAGGAUGUGUUCCUGUUACAAUCGUCCAAACAUCUUUGAUUCUGCUGGUUCUUGAUCAUCACCUUCAUUUCACAUUAUUUGACAGACAGAUCGUCACACUGCUGAUAUACUGUAUGUGCGUCCUCAUGAAGUCAGCCAUAGAGAGGAGGGAAGCUGUAAAGAUGUGAACUCUUAUUCCUACAAUGUGAUGUGACGCUGUUGUACUCCUCGCUGACUCGCACUGCAGUGGAUGGUGCAGCCACGAUUCUGGGUUUACACUGUUGGCUUGUUUAUCCAAGAAGAGAGAACAACCCCGGCUUUUUUAUUUGUUUGUUUUCUUUUCUUUUAUGUCAUUAUCUGAAGGAAACCGCACUUUGCUCUUCUGUUACCUUCAGAGAGGGUAAGCAGUCCUGUUGGGGUCCACAUGGAUCAGGGAUCAGGGCCAUGGGGUUGUUCUGUGUUAAUGAUGAAACCAUAACCAGGAAGUACUUCUCAUCUACACAAUCUGAUAAACAGCGAAGAGUCUGCAUAUGGUGUUUUAUUUUGAAAUUCACCAGAUGACAUGCACCUCUCCUGUGCUUGACAUCCUGUCCAGGACAAUCUUCUCUGCGUUGGACACAUGCUCGGUUGAAAAUAGACUCGGAGCAGCGUGUGGAGAGGCUAUUAGGACAGAGCUGACAUGCCUCAAUGCUUCCUGUGUGUAAUGGAGGAUUGAUUGUGUGUAUUUGUGUAGCAUACAAUGCUGACUGAACGCACUCAACAGGUAUCCUGUGGGUUUUAGGUGUAAGAGUGGCCAUGAGCUCAGAACAUGGAGAAAGAGGGGAGAGAAACACGAGGGAGAGGGCUGCAGACUGUUUAUUUAGACCUCUGAACAUGGAGCACGCUUAGACACGAUGUUCACCCCGUAAUAAUUUAAGUUACAAUUACAGAGGCCAAAUGAAAACAGUCAGUAUCGAAAAGAACUAUUAAAAGAUACUAAAAAGACCAUCUGAACUGGUCGUUACCUGGUUAAUUAAAGGUUAAAUGUGACGGAGCUCCAAUCAUAGUCAACCAGUGACUUCUGCCUCAGACUGAAGUUUGUUGAAAUGAUAACAAAACAUGAAAGAAAACUGAGAAUUUUAACAACUCCAACUACCUCUCAAGAGUGACUCCUCUGUUAAAGCCACGUUAUUGAAUUUAUGGAAAAUCUGCAUAAAAAAAUCUGCUCAGAAACAGCCUCACAUGCCUAAAUCAGAUCUGAGCGCCGCAGCAUUAGUUUUGACACUCAGGAUCAAAAGGUUGGGAAACACUGAAUGCUCACACCCUCUAAUUACUUUUACUCCAGUUUCAAACACACGAAAAACAGCGACCGUGCAGCAGAGGCAGAAAUAUGAUAAUGAAGAAUAUAUGUAAAUAAAUAUUCAAUGUGAGUGUGAGUAUGUUCGUAUCUGACAUGAGAUCAGGCUCUGAGUAACUGUGUUAAAGCCAGUUUCAUAUCUAUCCAUCCACUCAUCCAUUCAUCAAUCACUCAAACACCACCGAUCCGCCCGUCGAGUUCCUGUAUGUAUUUAUAUGUGAACCAUGGCAACCAUCAAUUUCUACUCUAUCUGUCGUAUCACGUUUACCAGGAUGGAGCCUUAUCUCUGCGAGCAGUGAGCAUGCAGUCAGCAGGACAGUACGCCUGCCACGCCUCCAACUCAGAGGGAAACGUGACUCGCGUGACGAGCGUGAAGAUCAAAGGUCAGUUGUUGCUUGACAGCCAGUUUGUCUCUCUCUCUCUCUCUCUGUCUGUCUGUCUCUCUGUCUGUCUGUCUCUCUGUCUGUCUGCCAGUUUCCUCACUCUCUGUGAUGUCUGUCUGCCUGGCUGGGAGCCACCACAAUUUACAUCUCUGUUUCCCUCUCUUGCAUCAUUUGACAGAGUGGCAACAGAAUCUCAGACUGAAUUUAACUCCUAUUUGGUCCCUGUGAAGGUAUUAUUGAUAUCAUGGUAUGUGACAGGAUUUCAUCCCGGGUUCGGGGCAUUGCUUUAUUGUGAUAAAACCGAGUGUUUAGCUCAAUUUAAAGGCUGCGUUUCAGAGACAUGACAGUUUUCUGAAAUGUGACGGCUGCUGUGACUGAGUGAAACGUCUUCAUGUCUCUGUUUGGUUUCCAGACUUACUUAUUACCAUAUUUUUAAUGAAAUGUUCGUUUCUGAAUGAAUUUCUCUUGAGGUACGAGGUCAGAUGAAAUGUUUUUGGGUACAAACACAUGCCUCACAGAUACACGUGUUCUCAGGUUUGCAGAUUUCCAAAAUUGAAGUCCAGUAAAAGGAUGAAAAUGUGUUGAAUAUGCAAAUGUUCUGUUAGUAUCACUAGAUUACACCGACACAUCUCUGCAUAAUACAUUGUGGAAUUAAUUUCUGACUUUUUCCUCAACUCCUACUCCAACUCCUACUGCCGAUUUUCUCCAGAGAACCAGGACUCAUCUUGAGAGUUGUGCAGGGGGAAACACUUUCUCGAGUUUCUCUAAAUUAUGGAGCAUUUGUAGUGGUCACAUUUUGAACAAACAUCCUCACGAGCCAAAAAACGUUCUGUCAUAGUGACACGAUCUGAGCUUUGGCCAGGUUUCGCUGCAGCGUUGCCACAUGGAUGGAUUACAGAAGACUAAUGGCUGAUCUGGAUGAAGUCAGUGAAAAGCUUUAAGUAACCCCUAAAUUGUCACCCAUGCAUGUAUCUGUGAAGCAUUAGAGGCUGCAAACCAAUCAGGAAUGAGUGCUGCUCAGAUUAUGUGCUUAUUUAUACAUGAGACAUGUGCCACCUAAAGCUGACGAGGGAGGGAGAGAGAGAGAGAGAGAGAGAGAGAGAGACAGAGAGAGAGAGAGAGAGAGAGAGAGAGAGAGAGAGAGAGAGAGAGAGAGAGAGAGAGAGAGAGAGAGCGAGAGGCUGCCACAAGCAGACCUGGCUGCCCAGAGAGGAGCAGGUGUGUCGGCUCUGUCCUCACACACAGCUGGACACAGAGCAGCACUUCCUGUUGCACUGUGACACACACACACACACAUCAGGACACACACACAAACAUACACUAAACUCACACACAUAACACCCAACUUCCCCCAACUCACAGACCAGGAAAAGUUUGGACAUCUCUUGGGGGAACAAAGGGCCACCGCUUUAGAAGCAGCCAGAUAUGUCAAUACACACCAUCGAAAAAGUGCUGAAAAUAACCAGACCAGCUGCUCCAGAGUUUUUACCUGCAAACAUGAUGAUACUGACACUAAGGUGAAAGGCGAACAUGUACUCCCAGUUUUUAAUUUCGUAAUUGCUGCCACGGCCACAACUUUCACUCGACACACAAAUAUUAUCCAUCAGAUCGUAGGAAAUCUACCAGCAGGACAGAAAAUGUGGACCUUGAAGCCGUGAGACGCUCACUUAUCAAGCUACGAGGUUUUGUUCAGGAGGAGGUACCUGUUUCAACUCCAUCCACAGCCAUUAAAAAAGAACACAAAUGCUCCACAUCCGACUGUUGCUCAUUUUCUCUGAACAACUCACGCUGGUUGUUGGUGUCAAGACUUCAUGAAUUUGUCAUCAUAAAUGUUUGUAAAACCAAAAAAAAAAGAGAUUUUUAAGAAGGAUUAAAUUUCCAUUUAAAUGUGUUCUUAGUUUACAGACACUGUAUUUGUUUCGUCUGAUCUUUGACAUCACAGUUAACCUGAAGUCGUGUUUUAUCCCGACACUGUUAAAUUUCCAUUUGAUAUUUUCCUGUAAUCUGACUUUAAGCGCCCAUUCCAGCUCAUUCUUACUUCACUUAUGACUCCCACCUUUAAUGUGUUAAUCUCAGUUGAAAUAAUGUCUCACAACAUAUUUUAAGUCAGUAUUAGGCACAUUAUAGUAGACCCUUAUUUUCAUGCACAUACAUGCUUAUAUGAAAGGCAGGGAGAGCCUUAGCAAAGACCCCCGGGGUACAAACAGUGACACUAACAUCAUAUAUGACACUUAUAAUCAGACAGCACCAAAACGAGGGGCUGGGGUGGUAAGGGCGGUUUGACUAGGACACCAAUCUGAACAUCCCCUUAUUAGUUCAACUGUAUAGGCCGGGAUUAUGAUCAGCUGAUGUAUUUUGAACCAAGUUUAACACGGAGAGAGCUGUGUUCAAAGUGUUAAAAAUGUGUUUGUAACAUUAUUUCUACGUCUCGUGCAGAAGAUAGUUGACUUUGUGAAAGCGUCUGUUUAAAAAUCUCGUUUAGAAACUAUCUUAUCAUCUGUUAUUUUAUUCACACAGCUCUUCAAACAUCUCACUGCUUUGGCUCCUUUUUAUAUUUAUCCUUAAACAAAGUUUAAAACACCAGUGCUGUCAGGUGGUGUAGUUGGUGGCCUUGGUAAACUAAAGACUUUUCCAGCUCAGAUUUGUCUUUAGCCUUCACAACAACAAAGCUUGAGACUAGUUAGGUGGUGGAGUUUUUUUUUUCCUUUGCUAUAUUUUGUUGUUUCAAUUUUAGAUAGAUAGAUAGAUAGAUAGAUAGAUAGAUAGAUAGAUAGAUAGAUAGAUAGAUAGAUAGAUAGAUAGAUAGAUAGAUAGAUAGAUAGAUAGAUAGAUAGACUUUAUUGAUCCCCGAUUUGGUAGAAGUUUUUUUUAAAUGUACUGUACAGCAGACAGGUGUGAGUCCCUGUCUGACAGAUGUGAGUUAUUGAACAGUGGAAUUGAUAAUUAUAAAAAAAUAUACUAUUAUACACAGUUAUAAUAUAAUAAUAGUGUUUGGGCAGAGUAAUUUUCCUCAGGACAAAGACAUCUUCAUCCCAGUACAUACAGUAAACUUCAGGAAAGCCUUUAGAAUGAAAACCAUUCGUAAAAGGUUUAUACUAUUAUUUGGUAACCAUGCAUCAAGAACGGCAUCUGUAUUCAGAAGCUUUCAGGAUUUCUUUGAGACAUGAAGGAAAUGGAUUUUUUUUUAUCUCCAGAGAAAAUGUCCUUUAUCGCAGCUCUUUCUUGGAAAAGUGAGUGAAGUCUUUUUUAACUUUUCUCCCCCAGGUCCACCUGUCAUUGUUGUCCCUCCUGAGAGCACCUCUCUCAACAUGUCCCAAAAUGCACUUCUCCGGUGCCAGGCGGUGGCAGAUCCCCCCAACAUGACCUACGUGUGGCUGAAAGGUGGUGAAAACGUCUAUCACAUUGAGUAAGUGUAAAAACGCUCUUUGUUCCCAAGUCGGAGGUUUUUAAACCUGCGCUGUUAUUUCUAACGGGUUUGAGCAGGUGGAGUAAAGAAAUGAUUUGAGAUUAAAGGAAAUGUUGUAACGUCUAAUCAAAAGAUAUUUUGGUGUAUUUCAUGGAGGAUUUCACUGAAAAUGUUUCACAGGAAAGGGAAAAAAAGGGAUGGAUGGAGAUACAAUAAAAAAGGAGAAAUAAAGAGAAAAUAAAACUUCAGCUUGAUCUGGUGGGUCCAGAGCCAGAGGUGGGGGGCCGCUGCCUUUCUGUCAAAAACUAGACUCAGGUAUCAUUACUCCAAAAUCAGCAAAAGUCUGACCUUUCUUUAUUUCAUAUUUCUUGACUUCUCUACUUAUUUAAAUAUAAUAUAAAAGUCUACUUAUUUAUUGACCAAAACUCCGUGAAGAUCUUACCCCUGAUCACUGUAGCUUCGACACGUGGAAGUUAGUCCCCGAGGAAAGGAGGAAUUCAACAUUUCUUUAACAUUUCUUUAACAUUUCUUAAAAGCCUGUCCAACGCGUUCGCUUGUGCUGCUCUGCUGAGAGCUGACAGAGGUUCAGUGAUAUUUAAGAAGAAGUGCACUGAUGCUUCGCUUCAUGUCUGAAGAAAUCGCUUUACUCUUUCAAAUAAGAGGAAAAUACGAUUCAACUCUUCAUCUUUACUCAAGAAUUCACUGAAUACUUAGAGUCUCUACCAGUCAGGUAUGAAAAAGUUCGCUCAUGAAUCGACCUACAUGAUGCAUUUUUUUCAGCUGUGAAAUUGUUAAAGGGAUAUUCCGGCGUAAAAUUAUUUUAGGGUCAAACACACAGUGACACCGACUUGGACACUCCCUCCAGAGAUGAAUGUUGUCGACCGCUUGCUUCUCUAGUUAAACCAACUUUAGUAACGACCGCAUUGUUAGGGUGACUCACACAAUGAUUGGAGCUCAUACGACAUGUUUUUUGAACUCGUGGAAACACAGUGGAGAUGUUGCUGAUACUCAUUAAAGUUACAGAAGAACUACUUCUUCAUGACAACUUUUUAAGAUGUUGGGCCCAUUUUCUUCACAAACAAAACAAACAAAAAAAAAACCUGAAAGCAAGUAGAGUUUAAAAAAAACUUUGAAACAGGAAGAAGAAGAAGAAGAAUAAAGUGGAGGGGAAACAAGGAUAAGAGGAAAGAAAAGGAGCACAUGAAGAGGGUUGAGUAAUAACAUCAUCAGGGCAGGUGCAUAAUGAGUUCAGGUGCUGAUAAUCAAGACAGGAGCUGAAAUGACAAGUGACUGUUCAAGUUUCAUCAUUUAACGGAAAAAGUUGUGUAAAAAGAUAAAGUAGAUAAUUGAGCCGUCUGACGUUUGAAGAAUGAGGCUCCAUUCAUCUUAGUCUGCCUAAGAAAGACACCAGCAGAGGGCUAAACGCUCUCUUACCGCUCAGCUUAUCUUUUGUUGCUUUAGCCCAUAUGUGAAUUAUCCCACAGUAACAUCCAUCCAGUUGCAGAGAGCACAAUUGUUUUAAAAUGAAAUGGCUCACUAUGUUUUUCUGUGUCCAAGGCAACGGCAAGGCCAAAUAGAACCGAUGCUAGGAUACAGUUUCCAAGAAUGCAUCAUUUUGUAUGAGCAAUAUGGAAGAAAAACCCUCAUGGUUAUCUUGUUUUGUGUGGUAAUUGUUUAGAUAUCAAUACAGCUGUGUUAAAGUUAUGAGACAGAGUAAUCUGUUUUUGUCAAACUUAAUAUCUAACAUCUUAAAUUUAGGUGCAUCUCUACAUAUAAAGUCGUAAGAAGGGCAGAAUAAAGUAUCCAAACUGUCGUAUGGCACUUCUGCUCAUUAGCAAUUUUGCUCAAAGUACAUCCACAGAUUUAACGUCUUUUCUAACCAGCAUCACUUUUAAAAUGUUGGAGGGUUCUUAUACUCUCUUCAGUGAUAAAAACAUUUAUUCAGUAUUUUAUGUGUGAUAAUUGGUGUAGAGUUUACAAUCCCAAUUAUGACUCUGAGGGUCUGAUCUAAUAAAGGUUUGUGUGUACAGAGACACCUGUAAACUUGAUAGUUCUACUAACUGGGUGCAAAAAUGGGCAAAAUACCACAUGUAAUCCAUUUAGCAUGUUUGCCUUCAUGAGUGUAGAUCAUCAGAAUGCGCAAAAUACUGGGAGGAGAAGAUGCGAAUGGAAUCAUUUAGCACCAGCGAUGUGAUUUAUGGAACCUAAAACUGAUUGGGUUCGCUUUUUUAAGCAUCUAUAUUUAGCAGGUUUGAAAUUCAGGUGUGUUAUUCUUAAUAACACACCGGUCAAUACCAAGAAGAAGAAGGAUGGUUGUUGUAGGCUAAAAAUGCUUUGGUAGAAAUUUUGGAUAAAAACUGGAGGCUCAGUCACAUGUCUAAAGUCUGCACAUUUAAGCUUCUUCUCAUUGUUGUUGUUGUUUAUCUAAAUAAAGCAAGUUUUUUUGUCUUAAUUAAAUAAAUAUUUGCAGAAUGAAAGGGAAUACAAAAGCCUACACAGAUACACCUUUUAUGCCUGCUUCUCUGUUUAGCCUUUAAGAGCGAUUUGGCCGUUAUUUGUUUCCCCAGAGUUAAAGUCUGUUAUCUCAUGAGUCUCAUCUGCUCAUGCAUUAAAGUACAUAACUUGAUGAGGGAGAAACCUAAUAUGUGUGUGAAAACAGAGGAGACAGAAGAAGAUGUGGUAAAAAAGACAGAACACUGGAGGUGAAUUCAUCAGGUAGUCAGACAUGAAACUCAGGAUGAAUACUAAUGUUGCUCUGAGACUGCUCGGUGGCUAAGGCAACAGAAAAGGAGAGUAACAUCCCCGUUUGAUAAUCCAGGAUAAAAUGUGUGUUUUUCAGAGUGUCUUUAAGUUCAGCCUUUAUAACCAUAAGACAAAGGGAUUUACAUUAAGGUCUGAUCAUGCUGCUCUAAAACAUGAAACUGUGGAGCGCAGAAGAGCUUUCACAAUAUCGGUGUCCAGUAACAGGGAGACGUUCAGAGAAUGGCUCGUAAUUUCAGACUGUUGAACACUCUUAAAAAAGGUGGCUGGGAUGGGGUCAGUUUGGCAGGUGGAGGGCGUAUUAGCAUCACUUCUCCCUGGCAUCCCUCUGUCAUACAUUUCAUUAUUCGUUCGAGUUCCACUCAGGCUAAUACUCAACCUGGUUUAGACGAGGGAGGAAAGUUUCAGAGAGGCUUUUUGGAGGUGAUGUUUAAUGCAGUUAACAGCUGAGUAGACCACAUAAGGAUUAUUCCUAUUAUCUGUUCCUCAUUUCAGUGGAAUAAGCUCUUUUGUAAUCGCGUUGUUAAAAAUAGUGAGGUGCUCUUUGAAAAUGUUGAAACAACUUUCACUUUAGGUUUUUCUCAUUUGCACCGGAAAUAUCUUGUGUAACAUUGGGAGGGGUGGGGGGCUGUUUUACUUUGAAGGGCUUAACUGCAGUCAUAAAACAUUUAUUUGGAUUUGAAAUCAAUGGACAAGACAGGAGUGGGAAGGUUUUCCUCACUAUGAAUUAUACUCAAAGUUGAAUCAAGGUUUAUUUUGUUUUAUUGAGGAUGAUCACCACCUGCUUUUCAGCCCUGACAGAUUAAAGUCGUGUUUACCACUCAGGUUUUUUUAAGCAGAUAUGGUUUAACAGUUACUAAAGACAACCAAGAUGACAAACAAGUGAUUUUUUAAAGCACAGAGACCAAGAGCCACGACAUUGGACCUACAAUCGAACCCUCAAUCUUUUGACAGCCAUAAUUGUAUUGAUGAUGUCCACAGAGAUUCAGUUCAGAAAGGUGGAGCUCAAUGUCAAGUGUUGAAAAAAUCUGAAUUUCAUGGUUUGCGAAUCAUUAAAAUCCUUAAUGAAAAUAAAGAAAACUUGAUCAUUUUAUCCUAAAGUAUUUGCUCAUUUUGAAUUACAUUUCAGUAACACUGAACAAAACAGAUAGCGUGUUUACUAUCAGGUUGCAUCACCUCCUCUGCGAACAUUACUGAACCCCAGAUGAAGGAAAACAACCACUCAUGUCUGUAUAUCAGGCAUGCAUGUAGACCGAACCAGUACAGGGUCACCUUUGUUGAAUUUAGCAUUUCAUCACGGAGACAAGUCAGGACUGUAGAGCCACGCGGCUGUAACAUGUACAGAAUGAGUUUUGGCAUUUUCUUUGCUGAAACAUGCAAGGUCUGAAAAAUAAUGAAAAAAAGGUGCCUUUCCACAUGUGUAAGAUACCCAUGUCUUGUGUUCUUAUGUAUCAUGGAUAAGUUAUGACUGUUUUUAAUGUCGGGCCUCUGGAGGGCCUGAAGAUCAGGUCCAUCCAGUGUUGGUUUUAUUAACAUUUUCCCUUAUGUACUGAGUUUUCUCCAGAUGAUAUUAUGAACUAAAUUCUUUAAAACUGUAAGCCGUUGAACAUUAAUCUUGUCGAGCUUUUUGCACAUGCAGCCUCUCACAGAGUGGUGUAUCUGUCCAUCUCUCCUUUCUUCUGUAAACCCUUAAUGAACCUGUUGCACAUUCGUCUGAUCACUCAGAAAAUGUAAAUCCAUUUGUUUUUGUUGUCGAGAUUUUAAGUUCUUUUGACAGUGAUACCAAAUUAAAAAAGCAUAUUUUUCUGAUAUUUAUUUGUAUUAAUAGUGUCAACAUUUGAUAUGUUGUCUUUAAGCCAUGUCAUGUAAAUAUAGGCUUUUAAAUUAUUUGACCCUCCUAAAGAAAAGACAAACUGAGCUCUCGCUUUGAAAUGCAAAAAUGUGGCUUUACAUGAAGCUCUCAGCUUAAGAUAUUUACUGUCAGUCAACUGAAACUACAGCUGAGGCUCUUCAGUCAUUAUUUUUGUAUAUAUUUACUCUUAAAGCCAAAGAAUGACAAUUUAGUGACUUCAAACUAAAGUUGAUCGACAUCCAUCUGAUUCAGGGGACGAUGGAGUGACAAACCAAAUUUCAUAGAAAUGUUUGUAACAGUUAGUCAUUGUGAUCCUACAAAGUAAAGGAGAAGCUAAUGUGCUCUCUCAUGCAGUCAUGUUGCUGUAAAGAUCCUGUUUUCAACUUUUAACUUUUGGGCGCUUGAAAAAGGUUAAUAAUAAAUAAUAAUGACAGAAAAAAAAAAAAAAAUAAAAUAAUAAUAAUAAUAAAAAAUCCUCAGAAGGACCUGAACUGAAGAAUGAGGGCGUUACUUUAAAGACAAAAAUAGAUGGAUGUGAAAUGUGAAAUCUAAUCUCACCACUCCUGUGUUUCAGUGGAACUGUAUAAAAGUCAUUGGGUCCAUUUUGACUGCCUGGAUUUGUAGCCUGUUUGUAAAGGGAUGCAUUCUUGUAAAGGCUUCAGACUUUCUCUCUGUAAAUGUAAUCAUGCACAGUAUGUAUAUACGAGUGGGCUUUCCUCUUCCUACUCUUAACCAAAGAGGAGUGAGGUUUCCUGAACCUCCAUCUGCAAACAGUGGUGAAUAACUGAGAAAAAACUCCUACACUGUCAAAGCUCUGAGAAGCUGUUUGACUUCACUGGAAUGGGAGAGUCGAAUCACCUCUCACUGUAAUUCUCAAGAGUUUUCUUUUGUUUAUUCUCCAGCUCCCUCAAGUCUCGAGUGAAGAUCAUGGUGGACGGAACUUUACUCAUCUCCAGGCUCAUCCCAGAGGAUUCUGGAAACUACACCUGCAUGCCCACCAAUGGCCUUCUGACCCCGCCCACUGCCUCUGCUAUCCUCACAGUGAUGCGUAAGUUUCUUUGUAUAGUUUCUAUCUGUGUUUUUGGUCUGAGGACAUCUUGGGCUUGUUGCCUUACCUCUCUUCCUGCAGACUCUUGGAGCUGAGAUCAGACGCUUCUGACGUCUCUGAUUCAGGAGUACCUUACUUGAAGAGGUCUCUGCAUUGCAGCUCUUAAAGUCCCACUCCCUUUGUUUUUUCACUACUUAAAGUUUUCUCAGUGGUCUUUAAAUUGAGAUUAUUAAGUUUUUACCAAAAAUCACAUCACCUGUGUCAUUUUUAAGGUCUUUUCUUCUGCAGAGCUUCAGUAGAUCAUAAGCACUUCGCCUCUGAGUCGUGGGCGGAGACAGCGCUGCUCUGCACACUUCUCUUUACGCUAGCUUGCAGCCUAACAUUACCUGUGUAGUAGAAGUAGCAGGUAACAUAGGAGCUAUUUAUCUCUGGGACACUAAUGUCUUUGGGAACAUGAUGAAAGGUAAUAUUAUGAUUAACUUUCUUAAGAGCAUUGCAGUCCGCUAAUGCACGCACUUGUUUAUAUAAUCCUCUCUCAGCGAUUUGAAUGUACUCAGAAAUACAAUUGUGCACUUAGUGUGUUCUUGAUAUGUCCUGUAGCAUCAGAAAAAUACCAUAUGAACAUGUAAACAACAAGAAAAACAUGGUUUUCAUCGGAGUGGGUCUUUAAUGCUUCAGUCCACAUGUUGUACACUUCCUCUAAGUCUUUGAAUCACCGGUCCUCCUCCAUCUUCUUAAGGCUGGAGUCAUCUUUAGUGCUUGUUUACCUUCUACUUCCAUUCAACAUUUCCAUUAGAAUGCUUCAGUGCAGCACUCUGCCUACAGCAGCAGUCUUCUGUGCUGACCCUGUUUGUGGUAGUCAUCCUUAGGUUAGUCAGCUACAUAUCUGUGUUUGCAUGUUCUGAUCCAGGCCAAAAUAAACAGGAUAUUUAUUAUGUUCAAGUCAUAAUCUGCUCAGAAUAAGAUACUGAUUAUGAUUUUCAAAUUUCUUUUUUUACAAAUUAUGUGAAAAUGCGCAUUUGUUGUCGUUGACAAAUAACACUGAUGUGUCUUCAUGGAUUGAGUAGGAUUCAGUUUUUCUGUUUGUUAAAAAUUAGGAAUAUAAUCCCAGUGGGUGUUCCUCCUCUGAGCACACUGAUGGGUGUGUUUAGUUUGGUUUAAUCUCUCUGCUGCACCUGUAACCUCACCCACCUGUGACGUUACAGAGAGCAGACUCACUAUUUCAUCGCUGCUGCCACUAGAAGAUAUGUAUAGGUAUGUAGUUUUUUCACAUAACUAAACUUCAGAGCUGUUUUAACAAAGCACAGAGGAGAGAGACAGACUGCAAGGGUCAAGGGCUGCUUGACUGCUUCUGAACGCUGUCCUUCAAAGAUCCAGGAGCUGCAUUCAGAGCUUCUGAUGACGCUUGAAGGAAACAGGAGAUAUAUGCGAUACCUGUCCGUAUACACUAUGUUUCAGAUAAACAAAAGGUACUUGUGCUUGAAAAGAAUCGAGAGCGCUCUGUGAAGCCCACAACACCUCAGGGAGGCUUAGCAGCUACGUCAGGCGUCUCAGUGCCACCUAUCAUAUCAGUGAGCAGAACCUCUAUAUAUUACAACACUUCCAUAAAGCAUUGCCAUGUUCAACGGACCCAGGCUCAAACUCCAAGUCGUGACAACACUGACACUUAACUCUAGUAAAACCCCCCGAAACCCAGAACAUGAAGAUAGAUGAGCAGUAAGCGAUUGAGCAUCACUGGGAUUAUCGAGAGAGAAAAUGUAAAUUUAGUCACAAAGAAUUCAAACUCGGACCGUUUUCUUCAUAGAAUUGAGAACUUGGGCUCUAUUUUCGUGCCCGCGGACAGUGGCGGACCCCACGCAGUGGUAUUUUCAUCUGGUGGAGCCUGGCGCACAGCCAGUUUGGUCUUUUCAUAGACUGAGGCGCGCCAGGGUGCGCCAAGCUGGGCGUGGUGGCGCCAUAGGGGUUGGUGUUGACAGAAUCAGCCGGCACAGCGACCUGGUCAGCUUUCAGCACAGGCAAAGCGCAGCUGGUCUAGCGGUAUUUUGGUAGUCCGGCGGCGUAGUGCGGAAACGUCACAGAUGUCUCACAGGCAGGUUUCCACAGUGUCAGGUGCAUUUCAGUGCAAUAAAUAAUCAACAACAAUCAAUAUUCAGUGCAACUAUCUGACUCAGGACAUACUUUAGAUCCAUAUCGAUAUAUUCUGAUCUAAAUCUUUUAAUGCCACUAUUGGAAUUUGUUCAUGUUGUGAUCUGUGCACACAACCCACCUUUGUCACGUGGGGUUUAAAUAUAUGCAACUUCAUGAGAGUGUCUUUAUUUGUGAAAAGGGUGUUUGUCUUACCAGUGGGUACAACCUUAAACCCACAAAAUCCCUUUGUGCUUAUAUGAGGCAGUGUGGAGGACGCCCUCUGCAGCGUUUACAGCGACACUUGUUGAGGAGCUGCCUUCUGUCGCCAUCGUGUGGCAUUGCUGUCUUCAGACAUCUCUUGAUCUCUUUGACUACUUCAUGAAAAUUGCAAUACGCCUCUCUGGUGGCGGAUUUAAAGGUGAGGAGAGGAGCUGAUGUGAUCGGCGAAAACAGGUCUCGGCUGUGUUAAAUCCACUCCACGCCUUCUCUCCUCCCUCUCUGCUACUUACACCGCUAGGAGGAGCUGAGUUAGGGACGGGGGAUACUUAUGCUGAGCUGCGUCGCACACCAAAAUACCAAACUGUGCUUGGGCACGCCUUGUCGGUGCGGUGGACCUGACUUACACUGCGCCUGCGCCACACCGCUGGCGAGGCAUGAAAAUAGAGCCCCUUGUCUUCAUCUGUCACUGAAAUAUGCUCAGUGAGAGACUUUCCGAUCAUUGUUUUGAUGUCGCCACGGAGGUUUUAAAAGGAUUACAGCACCAGAUUAAAUGCUUAUACUGUAUCACAGUUUUCUCAACCAAACUUAAAUUAUAAUAUUUUGAUUAGCAUUUGCAAAAUCUAAGCCUGGUUUUUAACUGAAUCCUGUAAAUGCUAAUCAGAAAUCAAUGUGAUUAUGGAGGAUACAGCGUAACAUGUUCUGAGUUUUGAUUGUGGUGUUAAUAUAGAUUUUCCUUGACUGUGUUUGCUCAGAGUAGAUUAUUAAAGGCUGAUGAAAAUGACCUUCUCUCUGAACUUUUCUCUGCUGUCUAUAGACCUGUGAAACCCAUCAGACACAUUCAGUGGGCUGCAAAUACAGAGAUCUGGUCAAACAGGCUUUUAUUGAUUGAUUCUUGUAAUGUUCCCAGAAAAUAGGGAACGGUUUGAUAAAGUACUCGAAAUAAAUCAGAAGUGAUGGAUUAUCAGAGUUUCUUUGUAACAGUUCAUGUCUUACUAUAAAUUGUAGAAAUUUCUACAAAGUAGGCAGACCUCUUUUUUUUAACCCUCUGUUUAGACCCAGCCAAGGCUCUCCGAAUGCCCCCAAAAACCUACCUUCCCACUGGGAUGGAUGGUGUUGUCACUUGCCCAGCAGCGGCUCAGCCCCCGCUUCUUCGUGUGGAUUGGACCAAAGAUGGAGAGCCCCUUGACCUGUCCUUGGUAAGAAAAAAAUCCCAUUAACAUUAGUGUGGAAGUGCAAUAGCCAUGAUACUUCACCAGCUUUCAUAAGACUAAACUUCUGUCUACCACUUUGUCUGAUUAACACUUUAAAUAAUUGAUUCCUGAUCCUGCGCACAUCACAAGAGUAUGGCAGCAAAAGGCCUUUUCUGUCAGCAGAGAUGUGUCAGACACCGCUCACUGCAGGCAGGAAGCACCAGUCUCCAGCCACCUAUCAUGCAAACUCUCCUCUGACUAUCCGUCCUCUCAUCCUGCCGACUGAACAGCAGAACAAAUGUUUUUUGUGCAAUUACAGUGUGAACACUGCAGGAGACAUUAAAUGAUUUUUCCAGGUAUUUGAGAGGUACAUUUCCUCUGCCCAUCAUUGAGAAUUUCCUGUCGGGUUUUUAACCAUCAUCCAAUCACAUUCAUCUUAAUGGACGGGGAUGAUGUGCUUCAUCUUAAAAGCUUUGAAGCAAUCCCUCGGGAGCUCCUGACUGCCCCUUGCUCCUUCUCCGUCUCUCGCUCUCUCUCUCUCUCAAACUAAGAGCCCAGGAUGAGCUCACAAAGGAUCCAGCCCUUCCUCCUCCUGACCCGUCACACGCUGAGUCGACCCUCCCCCUCUACACUCUGGAGAUGGACGUGACACCGCACGCUGCAGGAAAUGCGAUAGAUUCCUGUAGUGUUCGGAAAUGUUGUUGGACUCAGGCUGUUAUUCUGCCAAUUAUUCCUAAUCUACCCUGGAUGUGACGAGCUUUCAUAGCCACUGUUGGACUUUCUCACAGCUUCAUUCUGGGGAGGAUAAUAGUGAUUUUGACUUCAUUAGAUUAAGUUAAAGCCUAUUGUGGAGUACAGGCGCAACACGAGGCUCCCACUACGACUUAAUGGAAAAAUGACUCUAAAAUACACCUGCUUUGUAGAGUCUGGAAGCACAGUUUUGUUGAGUGUUUUGGACUUUAAAGAGGAAUGAUAAGAAGUAAAUGAAAAGAAAACAAAUUUAGGACAUAAGGUUUUUUUUCAGUGAGAUGUAAUCUGACACAUCAACAAAAAUAAAGUUAGAAAAUAAUCUGCACAGCGGGGAUUUAAGGACUUAAACGCAGUGGAGGACUGUGACACAUUUCAAACAUGUUCCUGUAAAUCCCUCAAACACUCCUGAAGAGCUCAUGCAUAACUUUGCAGCAGUUUCACAUUUUCUUUCCUUUUAGCUCUCUAAGCUCUUCGCACACUUCUAACUUUUUAUUUUUUUAUGCAAUAAUGCUGUGCAUCAUUCAGGACUGAAUGUGCUAGUUUCCUUUCCUUUAAAUCUGUCAGCGCUGUGUGAGUGUUGCUGUCUUUUCUCAGUACCCAGGAUGGACCUUGACACCAGAGGGCUCUGUGUUCAUGGCAACAGUCAAUGACGAUACAGCCGGCGUGUACACAUGUACUCCGUUCAACAGCUACGGCAGCAUGGGGCCAUCUGGGCAAACCACCGUUAUUCUACAGGUUCGUUUUGAGGUUACUCGGUGGGAAAAAAAAGAAAAAGUUUCCUAUGCAUAAUGAAAAUACUCUUUGUGAGAAAAGCUUAAUUUUCUGGACCAUAAACCACAAACUGUUGGUCAGCCAUGCUAUUAAAGCCCACAAAGUACCACAUGAUCUGCCCUAGUUUUGUUUUACUAUCCAUCUACCCACUGUGCAUGUGUUUUAAUUACCCCAAACGGCAUCUGUCACAGCAAAUUAAAAACUUAACAGAAACGACAUUUUAAUGACCUUUUCACAGCAACGUGCGAGCCCUCUGGCAUUAAUGGAAGUCAACUCAGACUCCCUACAAUGGCUGCACUGUUAGGGAGUUAAUUGUGUGGCUAAUCCUUUUGUUAUUAAGAUAAUCUUGUCCAAAGCGGCAGUAAUCCAGUCUUGAAAAUCCAUUGUUGGCAAUGCUACAAUCUCCUUGAUUCAGUUCUAUUGCUCUGGCAUUUUACAGGACCCCCCAUCCUUCAGCAUCACUCCAGAGAAGCAGUACCAGCAGGAAGCUGGAAGGACUCUGCACAUCCCCUGUCAAGGGAAUGAUGACCAGAGCGUAGAAGUAACCUGGAGAAAGGUGAGUAACCCAGUAGAGCCUUUGGUGGUUGUGGUUCUGCAAAAAACGCUUUAUUUUCUAGGUUUCUGCAGAACGUACUUUUAAAACACCAGCAUGCUUUCUCAUGUGAAACAUGUAUGGGGGAAAAACAAACAUACUAUCUGGCCCACAGUUUUUUUACACAUGAACAUUCAGGGACAGACUCGGGCUGUUUGAGGAGCACCUGAAUAAAAAACAAAAAAGGGCCCCUGCAGUUUUCAACGGGGCACCAGAGAACAGACAGUAAAGAUAAACAUGGAGAAAAGGAGAUCAGGUAAACAACUUUGACAGCAGGAAGUCUGGAGGUCACAGAGUUGAAAUGAGGGGUCAUCAUCACCUUCUGAAAACAGCGUUUCUUUACACUGUAGCAAACUGACGGAUGUCAGGAACGACCGAAAACUGGUUUCCCUCUGUUUGGACCGCCCACAAGGUCCUUGAUUGGCUCUGAUUGGAUAUCCUUGCUCCUUGACGUCUGAAUCCACACGUCUCUGUGUUUGGUAAUCAGGCGCAGCUAAGAUGGCGAAAAAACGAAAAGUCGACAUAAGAGUGUGAGGACUGCAUGACCUGGAAAUGAAAAGUCCAAACAAAACUUACAGUCAUUAUUUAAUUAUGGACAUUUUAUUCUUUCAUAUUUAUUUCUAUUUAUUUAGACACAUACACACACUGAAAUCACGACCUUUGAAAUGAAAAUUUUGUCCUUGAUUUUGUGACCCAUGAUACUUGUGUUUCUUUUCUAUCAAAGACGGUAUCUAAAGGACAUUUUUAUGUUAUAUACCGGGCGAGCAUCCAGAGGACACGUCUGAUUAUCUAAACAUCUGACAUUUUCACAACCUUAGACUCAAAGUUUGGUUCAGGUGAAAAGGAGUGAGCGCACAGGUGAAGGUGAAGGAGUCUUUUGUAUUGGGAUGCUUCUACACAUCCCCCCUGUCCAGUCCCUCAUGGCAUUGUUCCACUCUGAUCUCACACUGUCAGCGUAACAGGAAGCUGAGAGAGUUCAAAUCGAGUGGGAGUGAACAGAUUUUCAUGAAUGCAUUCACACAUGGACUUGUAAAAAAUUCUUCAGCCCUUGUGUGAAAAGAGCUCUGCUUUUCACACGUCCUCUUCCUUUGAUACCUUUAUCGCUGUCCUGCUGCAUCAUUCAAAACCGGGGCACAUGGAUUAAAAAUGAGUUAUAGUAAUAAUACCUUUAUAUAUGAACACCUUUCUCAACAGCCAAGGUCACUUGACAGAUAAAAAGAGUUGUGAGUUCUGAAUAUGCUGAAAAGAAAACUGAAUCAAGACCCAUUUCUUGACGUAUCGAAUGAAUUUCUGUUUUCUUUUCACACUGAUGAAUUUUAUUAGAGAUUGUUGGGACAGGGGCAGGGCCACUAUGGUCCAUCACCUUGGCAUUAUUUUUCUGAAGAAAACCAAUCCUUCACUGAUAAAGGUGAUGACUUGACCGCAUGUUGCUCCAAAACCAUCAUGUACAUGUGCUGAUAAUAACAAGCCGGUCGGUCCCUCUCCUCCUUAGAACAGAGGAUUUAGUGUCUCUGAUUUCCAACACAAAUGUCAAAUUUUGACUUUUCAGAUGAUGGAUUUCUUCAUGUUUGUAUAUAGUGUCUAAAGUAAGUUUUAGUACAGAGUCUCAUACCGAUCUUUUGAUAUCUUCAGAUUUGCUGAAUCUCUCGCUGGUAUUAUGGACUGAAAAAUAUGAAAUUCCCAAAUUCUUUGCACUGUUAUUUUAGACAUCAUCCUUGAAGUUCUUGUCAGUGCCUCACUCCAUCCCAUCAUCUGCAUUACUUUUUCACAAUUACAGACGAGUUUCCCAAUUAACCUCUAUUGAAAAAAAACAAAAUAGAAACAACAGAGUCCACUCAGGAUUAAGCAGCACCAGAAAACAAACACAUUUUUGAAAGGUUUCAGUUUGGUUUGCAGAAGUAUCACAGCACAGGAACACCCUGCUCAAGGUGACUAAUGAUCUUUUGAUGGCAGCUGAUCACAGGAUGGUCUCAGUCCUGGUAUUUCUUUUCUUACUGCAUUCUCUUAAACCGACCCCGGCACUGAGUUCAGGCAUAGUUUUAGACUGUUUUGUAUGCAAUCCUACUAAAAGAAGGUUUUAUAUUUCUGUGAAUAACAUCAGGUCUUCAUAUUCCUCUGCUAAGUCUGGUGUGCCUCAGGAGUCAUUUCUUGGGCACAUAAUACAAAAACACGGGGCUCUAAUUUUGUGCCUCGCUGGCAGCUUGGUGCAGGCAAGUCAGGUCCACUGCACAGAUGGGACUCCCUAUCUCAGCUCCUCCCAGUGGUGAAAGUCAGAAGGAGAGAAGGGAGAAGGGAUGGAGUGUGUGUUUAACUCAGUCAAAUUUAUCAACAACAAAUCAAUCAACACGUGAGGUGUUAAGCCCUGCAGAGAAUUUUGCGUCCUCCACACAAAUUUCAUAUCUUGUUAGCUCCAUCAUGUGUGACUAUUUAUUGGAUAUUUACUGUGGAUGACUAAUGAUCGUCCUCACAGUUUGUGUUCAUUUGGUAAAGUUAACUAUCCAUUAUGUGCCUAAGGUGCUUGCUAAUCAGAUAAGAUAAAAGUCAGAAUAUAGUGAUAUAGAUCUAAAUGUAUGUGCUGACUCCGAUAGUUACACUGAAUAUUGGUUGUUGUUGUUGAUCAUUUAUUGCACUGAAAUGUGCCUGACACUAGGAAUUUACCAAAUUGGCUGCGCUGCACUCAAUGACCACCCACCUUUUGGGGAUGAUAUUAGAGCCCAUGUUGUUUUCUUUCAUUUUUACCCUGAUGAUACUCGAAUCUACCCAUCGUUGGUGAAGAGCUAAGCUGCCAGGUUUUAAACAUAUUACGCCUUUUUUAGCGUUUUUACGUUGGCUGCCUGUACAUUUUAGGAUUAAUUUUAAAAUUUCAUUUAUUAGUUUUAAAGCUCUCGAUGGUCUCUGUCCAGGUUUUAUCACCAACCUUUUAAAGCCCUACACUCCAACACAUACUUGAUGGUCCUCAGGCAGGAGCUUUCUAACCGUUUCAGACACUCUGCUGAAAACAAAAGGUGACAGAGUGUUUUCACUCCGGGCUCCUGAGAUCUGAGAUGGUUCGCCUGAGGAUAUAAGGUCGGCUUACUCAGCGCCCUUUUUUAAGUCGCUUCUAAGAACUCACUUUUAUUUGAGAGCGUUUCCUGAUUUUACUGUAACUGGUUUUAUGAUCUGAGUGGGUUGAUCCCUAUAAACAAAUAUCUGUUAAUUUGCAUUUAUCCGUUUCCUGUCUUGUAAAGCACUUUGUAAUUUAAAAGUGCUCUAAAAAUAAAGAUUAUUUAUUUAUUUCAUUAAGACUCUUUCUCACUGAGAUGCUGUUUUUGGUCACCUGUUGCGAGCAAGUAUGUUGCUGCCAUUAAAUUAGAAAUGGGCUUUAAAUUAUUAAUUUUAAAUAUUAGUCUCAACAUUUGAUCAGCAGUAAUUUUGAGGAGGUGAGGUCGAAUUGAUUCUGCUCUGUUCCUAAACCAUCGAAGGUUGUUUGGAUGUGUGUUCUGGGCCUCCAUGCUUCUAUUAAUCCACCUGUUUACUCCAUUUUACAGCACUUCAGGAAAAUAAAGACUGCAUGUGUUGUUUUAUUGUAAUUCAGCUGUUUUUAUUUGAACAAUGCACAAUAACCUCACUGUUGCUGCUGCCAUAGAGUGCUGGAAACUCUCCGUUCUCCACUUCUGCAGAGCAGCACAUGAUGAUUAACAAACUUUUCACCAAUUGAGACAAAUCCCUCAGUGUCUUUCCAUCAUGGAGACUAAACGAGCAUUUGAUUUGGAGGUCUGCACUCUAAAGAGCAACUUUUAACACCUUUAGAACCGAGAAGCCAUCCUUCCUAAUUAAAAUAAUGCAUUCACAUUCAGACACACGGACCUGGGACCAGAACCAUUUGCCAGAAUCAAUAAUAUAACAAAGUGAUUGUGCAUACUGUAUAAUUUAUUAACAUAGAUUCAGAGGUAAGGGACUCUUUAACCUCAUCCAUUAUUUUAUUUAAAAAUCCAAUCUGCUGGAGUAGUGAGCCCAAAAGAGCCAAAAAUACAUCAAUGUCCACAGACUCUGUGACUGAACUGAGCUGCACACUGACCCAGAUCUACACUGUAAUACUUUCUCAGAUUUACCCUCAUACCAACGAACAGGAUCAAACCAAAACAGUUUCAUUUCUCAUCAUUUUGGUAUUUGAUCUGUUUAUGAAUGUUUGUUGAAGGUCAUCAAAAGGUCAAAUUAAGGCUAACACAUGGUCGUUAUCUUUUAAUCAGUGAUAUUGACAUUAUAAAUUUCAGCAGAUAGACCUGUGACACAGCAGAGAUUGUUUUUGUGGGUUUAUGGAUGAUGAAUUAGAAAAAAACAAAAACACAAACAUCUCAUUUUGCUUCCUUUCAUAGUUUCAGCAUUCAUUUAUUUUUGACCUAAAAUGCCAAAGUUAUAACUUUGAAACUAGAAAUGAUCUGCAUUGGUAAUUAUUUCAAAUGAGCUCUUGAUGCUGAUGAUAAAGAUGACUAAAGUACAGUACGUCUACAGAUACUGUAGGCAGCCUCAUUAGUGUUAAUAUCUCCUCACAAAAAGACAUUUUCCAACAGAUCAAAUCUAUCAGUCACUAGAACAAGGAAACACAGAAUAUUCAGGAUAUACCUGGUCUUUCAAACAUUGUAUUUUUCUGUUUCAUGGAGUUAUUCAAAACUUAUCUGUUCAUGGUUCCGGCUGAAAUAAACAUGUACAGUCUAUGAAGUUUUAACAUCCAUGAAAUUAGUGGACGUUAUCAUAAAACUGUUUUAUUUCACUCAGAAUAAAAAAGUAAAAUGUGAUGUCAGUGUCAGCUGAUAAACUGUUAAACUUCUAUUUGCUGAUAUCUGCUGUUGAAAACAAUAUCAGUGAAUCACGAGCAGCAACUUUAUUCUUGGAUUUCCAGUUUCCAAGAGGUGGUAGUAAUAAGGGAUCCUGAACAUCCUGAUGGGAGGGUCUGGCUCUGGCUCAAAGAUUUAGAUCAGUGAUUUAGUCAUUGUAUUCUGACUGAUGCAGGGUGUUGUUUUCCUGUUGUGAAUGAUCUCUGUUCACCUCUCGGUAGGUCGACUUGGCUCGCCGGAUAUCCUACUCUGUAGAGUCUGACGGCUCUUUGCUCCUGAAGCCUCUUUCAAAGGACCAUCAGGGAUGGUGGGAGUGCACUGCUGCUAACCGAGUCGCCUCUGUGAAAGCCAGUACCCAGGUCUUUGUUCUUGGUGAGUGCAAUCAUCACCGAACGAACAAACGUUCCUGUUCGAUCAGAGCAGAAGUUUUAAAUAAACGUUGUUUUCUGUACACCUGUUUAAACCCAGUACGGGACAGAUUCCUGUGCCUCCGUCCCACCUCCAACAGAUACAUGUGGUCUAUCUGGAGAUGGCCUCUAAACUUGAGCAGAUUUAGGCGGUUGAAGUGCAGGCUGAUUUCCACCAACUCUUCUCCUCUCCCUCCAUCACAGGAACGAGUCCCCAUGCAGCUACCUCUCUGUCAGUCUCUCCAGGGGUGAAGCAGGCCAACAUAUCCUGGGAGGCAGGCUUUGAUGGAGGAUCAGCACAGACAUUUUCAGUUUGGUGGGUGUAAAGCCUCCCACUUUCUUCUUGGGCUGUAACCAUGGCAGCCAUCGACAGCGCUGGUAUUACUCUAUUGAUCUUGAGGAUGAGGAAUUCAUUUAUGUGUUAUCACUUCUUGGCAGCUACAAUAAAAAAUGCUGGUGCAGAGCAUAGCUGUGUAUCACAGUGGCCAUGCUGGCUACAAUGGGAGGUGACCAACAAAAUACGGAGUCAUGCAUCUGUUUGUGGUGACUCAGCGCUUCUGUAUCAGCUUACAGAUCACAGAUGAAGGUCUUGUGUUCACAGGAGGGUUACGUGUUUUAAAUAUGUCUCUGUUUUAUGAAAAGAAAAGGAUGAACAGGGUGAAAGAGAUUAAAAAAAAGCUGCAGCCUGAUAUGACUCAACAAUUCUGUUUGGAGUUUGCUCUCUUCAAAACACAGCGGGCAGACAGCCUGCGUACCCGUGUCACAGUGUUCUGCAUUAUGGUUUUAAAAGGAGGUCAUUUCAGUUCUCUUGAGUCAAAGUAUUUGAAAACCAUACUUAUUUUUUGUCUGUUUUUUUGUGUGUGUCUAAGAAUGUAAGUGACGAUAACACAGAGCUUCUCUUAAUGCUCAUCUUAAUCACAUUGUAACCCGCGAGCACUACAUCAGAUGAAGAUGAGAUGAGUUAUCGUAAUCCUCGAGAGGGAUCUGGGUCAACGCUGCAUCAAAGACCAGCGUAGAAAUAAACAAGUCACAUUAGAAAUCUUCAAAUAGAUCUGCCAGUCAUCAGACAAAACUACUUCUACAUGUCGUCUCCUGUGAGCCGCUGACUUGACCUUCUGAGCUGUUUUUUAUAUUAAGAUGUAAAAUGUUUGCAUAGAAAAUCAAUCUAGUUAAGUGAAUGUGCCGUCUGCUGAGUGCCCUCUUAAUGAGAAAUGAUGUUUGACAGUUAGAAAACUCAUUCUCAGAUAUUUCACUGUGAACGACUGAAAAAUCUACCUCCAUGUAGGUACUUUGCUCUUACAUUGCACUAAAACAAAACAGCUUUCCUUGUGCAGCAUAUUUCCGGUUAAUUCACUCUGCACUCAAGUGUGCAUAAUUACCUCCUUCUCAUUAAUGAGAUUUAUAGAAAGUCUUUUUUCCCAUUUUCUCAUAAAAGAAGAUUUCUGUCCAGUUAGGGCUCCUUCUUCAAGAAUGAAAACCUGAAGUUCAGACAGACAUUAAUAAUUUUCAAAAGCUCCUGCAGUUUUGAAUAGGUGAAUAAGUGUACGGGUUUCCUCGCCCGGGGUCAAGUAAUUUGCUCUGUAUGAGAUAGAUGUGUAGAAACCUCAGCUCUGAUACGAACAUGAAAAUCCCCAUAAUUGGAGUGGCAAGCACUCUGUGCAAUUUCAGGAAUCCAUCAGUGCCACAAAAUCUGCAGCUGAUGAAUAUAAAUGAUUGAUGAAACCUACUUUUCUGUCAUGUUUCAUAAAACCAGACUCACAGAAUUUCAGACGCUCCUUUGUUCUCAAUUAUUCUCUCUCUCUCUCUCUCUCUCUGCAGGGUAAAAAAGAUCUCAGGACUCAGUAAUGAAGGGAAGCAGGAAUGGUUUUCGGUGCCUGUUCCCCCCUCCUCUGGAACCAGGCUAAAGGUGACAGGCUUGUCUCCCGCCACCGACUACCAGUUCAGCAUCCUGUCUCAGAACAGAAACGGCUCAGGACCCUUCAGUGAAAUUGUCACUGCAAGGACACUGGGUCAGUACCAAACACGAUCCCUUUUUAAUCGGCUGCUUUUCUCUGUUUUGGUUGUUGUUGCAGAUUUUUCACUUUUUAUACCUGAACUAGUGGUAAAAAUCAACAAAACCUUCAACCUAAAGUUACGUAUUGCUCAAAAAGAUCUUAUUUAUGGGGGAAAAAAACAUUGCGGCUUUCUGCCAAAUAAGGGAAAAAGGUGGAAAAAGUCAGGCGAUUGAUUACUAAUUAGGGUCUACUAAGAGCCGAGGGGCCUGUCAUACACUCAGCACAAAGCAUCUUGGCAUGCAGCGCAAGUGUCACUGUUAUUUUCCAUCCAGCGCAUUCAUCACUUCACCACUUAGCACCCUUGUUGUGUAAAUACGCUCUGAAUGUGUGCCCAGGUUUGCGCCCAUGGACAUGUUAGUCUUAAAAUGAGGCGUCAGAGGCAAAGGUGCUGAGUUGUUAUCUUGAGGGGGCAUGCGUCGCCUCAGAGCAGCGAUGCGGCACUUUCCUGAUAUUUCGAGGGCUCAUUAGUGAGAUAGUCAGAUGGGCAAAUACAGAGAUGCACAUUUGUGCUCCACCUCAUGAUGAAUGUCAUCAGAGUCUGUCUGAUACUGUCGGCGUGUUCUGAGUUUUAAAGUAAUGAAGUGAUGCUGCUGUGCCUGGUGUGUGAAUGUACACAUACCUGUUAAUUUGGGAUUUAAUCAUCAAACCAUGAUUCAACUUUAUUUUUUAGGUGAUCUGUUUGUCUUCUUGUACAUAUUUGGAGUCCAAUAGAAGGAGAGAAGUUCAUGGUGCCAGCUGUACAUCGGAUUGUAACAUUAUUUAUUAUUUAAAGGGGACCUGCCAUAAUUUUGUGUGUUUUUUGUGUCAGAUAAGGGCCAUAUUAUGUUCGUCUUAUGUUGUAAAUGUGAAAACAAACCGUUAAGUCGUUUGCAUUCUGUAAAGGUUUAAAAUAAAGGAACGAGUAAACCAGGCCGAUUGAAAAAGCAGGUCGGUGUUACGUUGCGUUGACGUUGCUCAUUAUUAUUCACGAGCGCGUCCUCGGUGAGCCGCGCCCACUCUCUCGUUCUCGUACUCAGUCACAGCCAGAGCGAGACCCAGCUACCGCUGUAUCCGCUAUGGGUCUCUUCCAAACGACCGGUGUUUCCUUCGGUUCACUGCCGGGAAAAUGAACUUAAAGCCGGGCAGAAUGAAUGAGAAAACACCGCUGGAGAUCUCCGGCUUCUUCCUCAACUUCCACCUCCUCUUCGGACUCGGGGUCUAAAAUAUAUGGUUUAAUACCUGCCGUUUUUAGCCUUUAGCAUAAGGUGACCAGACGUCCCCGAUUUCCGCGGACAGUCCCCGUAUUGGAUGAUCUGUCCCCGGCAAAAACUGUCCCCGAAAAUGUCCCCGAUUUAAGCGUUUCAUGAAUGAGAGCGAAAAUGUUGCGUGUGGGCUCGAACAACGGUUAUUACAGUAGCCGAAUAGGUAGGAAGCACAGGUUAGCAGUCCUGAACAACAGUUCUUACGGGUUUAUUACAAGGGGCAUGCGCUGCUACUAAAUAGUACCGAGACUUUGUCUAUGAUCACACAGCCCCUGCACCGCCGCAGCCGCCGCACCGAAUAUCCCCGAAUAUCAUUACAGACAUCUGGGCACCUAACUGUAGCACACAUUAGCAUAUGCUAUUAGCAUUAGCAUAAUAACAAUGGAUGAACCGAACUCCGAACCUCCACUGCUGAGCCAAUCAGAGCACAGCAGGCUUCACAGCAGCGAUCCAAUCAGAGCAAAGCUCAUUACCAUAAAUGUUAAUGAGCCAAAACCAGUUGGUUUUCCUGUAAGGUUUUUUAAGCAUACUAAAACAAACCAUCAAAUAACUUCUCAGCUAAAAUUAUGUUGCAAACAUGAUCAGGGGACAUCAAGGAUUAUGAAAAAAUGAUCAAAAUGGGGAUGAAAUUUUGGUGGCAGGUCCCCUUUAAGAUCCUGCAGCACAGUUUGGGUCUUGGAAAUAUUCUGGUUACCACCUAAUGUUUUAUUGAACCAUUGCUAUAUGCAGUCAGACAGUUCAUGUGGGGACUAAAGGAGGUUAAACACAUAAGCCAUGAUACAAUCCCUGACCCCAUCAGCUUACAUCCGACAACUCCUUUGCUUUUAUUAAUCUCUCUAUUUAGACAUCUGAAGGUGCAGCAAAAAUCCGCUCUUGGAUGUUGUCUCUACAUAAGGAUGCUUUGACUGUCCUGAAGGAUUGGUCAGUGGGUUCAGAGAAAGGUAGUCAGCCUAAACUAGCAGAUUUUUAGGGGUUAAGAUUUUAGCCACCUGAAAACCAGAGCAGGAAGACUCAACAAGCCUCUUUGCUCGGGUUGUUUCUCUCCUCGCUCUUUUUGUUUUCAUCAAUGAAGAGCGUAAAAAAACAUUCAGCUGGCAGGCUUUCAUUGUAAGCCGGUUCUGUCCGUCACAUCUUGAAAAGGGAAAUGCUGGCAGCUUUGAGAUCAUAUCAACUGGAGCUAAUUAAAGUUAGCUCCAGUUGAUAUGAACGACUUUCCCAAAGGCCAAAGUGAAAUUCAGCUGCAGUGGAGUUGGAUUGUGAGCUACAUGCUGAUGUCUGUCAGCCAGAGACUGUGAGGACAUAAAUUCUGCAUCAUCACUUUAUUAACCCGAUCAGGUUUUACUCCUCACCUCAGAUAUCUGAUCAAUACUUUAGGUCUCUGUACAGUACCUGAUCGACUGGUCCCACACGACUCCAAACACAGACAAAGGUAGUCGAUCACUGAGAUCUGAGCAGACUGUUUUCAUCUGUUCAGCAGCUGUAAAUUAUGACGGAUUUUGAGUGUUUUCAAACCUAAAGGCAGAGAGAAUCCCUCAGAAGUUAUAAAAAACUAUGAAUGCCUCCUUUCUAUUUUACCAUUCACCCUCUAACCUUAACUACUACUACUGAAUAGAAACAAAAAGGGUCAAAUGCUAUUUAAAUGAAGUUAUGGAUCAGUCGCAGUUUACAUUUAGAUAAUAAAUGUGUCCCUAGAAACGGCUCAAGCCUCAACUUUAUGGACUCAUUAGCAGAGGUUGUGCACACAUAUCGGAGGUGGUAUGCAUGCUAGCUGUUUGCAUCAGUGUUGCUAAUGUGAGGUUUAGCUAGGUGCAUCUUUACUUACUUUUAGUUGUAUUCAUUCAUAUUCAUGUAGUUGGAUUCAUCAGAUAUUUAUAUUUGCAAACUCAACACUCAGAUGUUGUUUUCACACAUCGUGCCGCUCCUCUCCUCCUCUUCUUGGCUAGUCCAGUACAGUGUUUUUAUGUAAGUCAAGCGGUUUGCUCUAGCCUACAGCAGGCCAGGUCGGCGGAUGACUCAGUCUUUGGAAGAGAUGCGGAUUUAAUGUGAUGUUGCCCCCGGAAACAUCUUAUCGUUUACAGCGGUGGGUAGUCAUCCUGGAGACAUCUCAGAGAGAUUACAGAAACAUCUUUGAAGAUACAACCUGCAACUGGAUAAGAAGUGGGCCUGUAGAUUUUGUUUUUGCCAUCGGUCUGUGUUUGAAGCAGAGUGACGGAAAAGUCAUUGACUAAUCCUGUUAAUUUUCAUGGUGAGAAACUCCGAUUAAAAAAAAAACAGCUUCAGUUUUACCUCUCCAGAGAAGUAAACGAGUAAAGGCAUUUUGCACCCCUUCACCACCAGGGAUACUUGCUCAUGAACAGGGUGCUGAUAACAAGCCUGCUGGUCCCUCCUCUCUGCAGUGUCCAGGAUUUCCAAGGAGAAUGUCAAAUGUUGUGUCAUCAGACUGCAGGAAAGAUUUCCACUUUGUCCCAGUCCAUCUAAUCUAAGUCUCUCUAACAUUUCAUAGUCUUGUGACUAACCUAUUGCAAAUAAAUGUAAUUGAUUGAAAGAUGUUCCUUCAAGCUUUUUUUCUUUUCUUUUUUGUAUUUCACAACUUUUCUGUGAACUUUUCUGAAACAUGUUCCCAUCAUCAUAUUUAAAAUGUUUCAUAUAUCUUACAUGAAACAGUCACACUUUCCAGUUCCAGCGUUUAAUUGUUUUUUGUUGUGGUGACUUAAAAUCUGCUUUAUCAACCUUUUACACAGCACACUCACUCCUAUAGACUGGUGUUGUAUGCUUUUGUAGUCGGCAGCAGUAAGAACUGCUAAACUUUCCCCUCAUACUCUCAAGGUUGAACAUCCGUGGCAGUUGCAAUUUCCUGCGCUGUAAUUUAAUUUUUCCGCUAGAGUGUGUCUAGUGGAUCGACUCAAGGUCUUUUCUAUUCCCUCUAAUACAGAUCCUCCGCUGAGGAGAAGUAAACCGAAGCCCCCUGUGUCACUGUCAGCUGAUCAGGGCUCAGCAGGUGUCUUACUGCACUGGUCCCUUUCCGAGGCUCAGAAUCCGCCUAUCACAGGCUUUGUUCUCCAGUCCCGCACCGAACAAGGGGAGUGGUUUAAUUUGGAUGAGGACAUCAGUGCCAACAGUAGCGUGAUAGUCGUUCCAGGUCUGCACAAGGUAACAAGCGAGUCACACUGCUCCCUCUGAGACUAAUCAGUCCACACCGCUUGUUGAAUGCCUUAGAGAUUUUUAUCUAGGCUGCACCUCAGUGAUUUUACUUUUGCAGACUCUCAAUUAUGCACACCACAUGACUUUUCUUCCGUCUUUCAAUCUGUGUGCUCUGCCCUGUCUUCCCCAUCCUUCGUCUGCUCUCCUGUAUAGGCCUACACAAAUUCAAAUCAACUUCAUUAGCAUUGCGGGCACAGUCCCGUGUUGACAAAGUGUGGUUUCAUCCUCUGUCCUCCCCGCUGUGUGUGUUUGUGUGUGUGUGUGGAUGCUUGUCCCAGGACUGUGUGUACGAGUUGCGGCUGCUAUCUCGACGCGGGGAGUUGCUGAGCGAGCCCAGUCCAUCAGUCAAUGUCUCCACUGUGGGUAGGUGUUUCGAGAACAACCUCGCCCCCUUUUGCAUUCUCACCCCACUCUCUGUUACAACCCGUCCUCCUCCAUCUCUUUUUUGUUUUUUUUCCCCAACUCUUUUCUUUCUCUAUUCCUUCUCACUCUCAGCGUCAGACUGAAAUUAGAGCAGAGCCCAGGGGAACACUGUCCAUUAGAAGUCUGAGUGAUAGAAAUAGCUCCACUAAUAACUUCACACCAAAGUUAGUGAUAGAAUUUGUAUCAGUCUCUCUUGAUUCUGAUGUAAAUGGGAUAUGAAUCUUUCAUUAGAUAUGGUACAGAUACUUCAAACGGAUGGAUCUUUAACCCUAAAUGGAGGAUUGUGUUUUGUACAAUAUAGCUCAGCUGAUAACAUCACAUUAAAUGUCUGACUGAGUAAAUUAUGCAAAACAAUCAAGUUUAUGAUCCACUGAAAAUGAUCAUCAGGGACGCUGGUUGGGGAUUAGGUCCACUUCAAACCGCUUAUUCAAAAUCUCUUAGCAAUCUGAUAUUAUGUUUAUGAGUUUCUCUAGUGGUGCUGUGGAUGAGUUACAUUCAUUUGUGUUAGCAGUUUGAAAUGUGUUUAUAAUAGAGAUUAGCAGCUGAUGACUGGAUAAGCUGCAUUAUUGAUCAUAAAUAAAGGCCUUUAGGGGUUAAUUCUCUGGAUUUUUAUUAUUGAGAAGACAGUAGACGGGGUAGGAAACUAGAGCGGAGAGAGAGCGACGGGAGGAAAUAUGUUGGCAACCUGCUUCAAGGACAUAUUGUUAAAAAUAUAUAUUAUUAAUAUUAAGCGAUGUACAGACGGAUUGAAAUGCUCUGUUUCUCACCUCUUCUGUUGCUGAAAGGACAAGAAGCUCCCCUUACGUCUCCCGAUGGUGUUAUGUCAUCAGUGUGAUCCUAUAUUUUUUACCAUCUGAAAAGUCUUUUAAUACAAAGAUUGUAACACACAUCGACCACUCUUAGUGUCCUUUUUGCCUUUCAAUCAGUGCAUUUCACACAAUCAAUCACUAAAGGUCCGUACACACCGGGGCCGACACAGUUCUGAUUAGACACUAGUGUUGAGAUGACUUUCUGUCAUGAUAGCAUGUACUGAGUCGGGGUCAGUACCAGAUAAGCACAUGAAACUAUGGUAACAGCCGCUAGCUUAUGUUAGCACAGAUGAAAGUUAAAACAAAGACGUUUAUUAAACUGUUAAAGCACACAAAUCAUCGUCAUAUGAGAAAUCCGACACUAUGACUCUCCACAAGUCGUCCUUCAGGUCGUUAUCUUUGUAACAUUUGUGUUUUUUAUCAAAAAUCACUCUGUUCUCCGACACGUAAACAAUCAGCUGGUCGGCCAUGUUGGAUAUACCAGUGAAUAUGACUUUGCAACAACAUGAAAUCUGAUUGGUCAGCAGUGGACACACAGUCUGCAAAACUUAAGAAAAAUCCACCAUGACCCGAAAAAAUGAAUGCUGCAAUAUCGCAGGACGAGAAACGUCGCUGAUGUGAACGCUUGUAUUGACAGGAUACGGGCUCGAAAAAAAAAAAAUGAUGUCCGAAAUAAUCGCACGACAAAAACAGUCCUGGUGUGAAAGGACCUUAACACUGCACAUGUCUAGUUUGUCCAUUCAGCAUUAGAAACACGGUGGCCUCCAUGAAGGAGGACCCACUCUCAUUUAGAAAUAAAUGUUGACUGUAUACUAAUAUACUAAUGUUAAUGUACUUUAGAUCAACUCUUUUCCUGCUUCUUCAGUUCAGCUGUUGUUUUUAUACCCUUUGUUAAAACUGUGAUUAUCAUUAACAACAUGAUUUCCCUCUGAAAUAAUCUCACAGGGAUGGAGAUUUACCCCGCCUCAUCUCGCCUCCUGGAGUUCGUCCCUGAACCAUUAUUAGCCGGCCUGCUGGGAGGGCUGGGGUUCAUGUGCCUGGCGCUGGUCUUGCUGCUGGGGUCUGCCUGUAUCAUUAGCUACAAGAGGGACGUGCGUCGCAGGAAGAAGGAUGGUAAAACGCCCCUCACUCCAGAGACACAGCAGCAGACACUCACUUUGAUGAACUGCAUCAUGAAUAUCAUCAUUUAUUCAAUAAAAUAUUGAAGGCACUCUCCAUCCAUUAUAUAAAUCAAAGCCCACUGCAUGGAUCUGGCGCUCCUCUUGUAGCCAUGUCCGUCCGUUCAGUUGUAAAAGUUAUUGAUGUCAUUUACAUUACUUGCUAAUUAGGGUAAUUUCUCAUUAGUGGCUGAUAAAUGUAAGUGUAAUUAACUUUUUGGACAAGGCUGGUCGCCUCGGGCCCUUAAAUGGCGUCUUAUUAGAGUUGAUUAUGAUUUUACUUCUUGGUCAGUGGUUGUAUCCUAAUGAGUCAGAUACCAUCUUGCCCCUCUCCCCUUUGUUUCAGAGCCCCCUCCUGCCAUCUAUAAACGCUCCCCAUCAGUGUAAGUACCCCUCUAUCAUUUCAGCUAAUGUCCCUCUCAUUGACCUUUACCGCUGCUUUCCACACUAACUGGAAUACACUGAAAAUGCCAACAUUGUGGUUAUUUUCGAUCACGUAUCCUCAUCCUCUGCCUCAUCUUCAUCUAUUGCUGCCGACGCUGUUUUUGGUCUCUUUCUGUCUGCAAUCUUCCCGCCCCCACUUUUACUCUUACUCAAUCUUAUUUUCUUGGUCAUAUUUUCACUCCCUCUUACACCUCCGGUUUUUCUUACAAUUUUCUUCUUUCUCCCCCUCCUCCCCCGCUCUCUCUCUCCCUCUCUCUCCCUCACACACACUCGCAGUAAGACUUCAAGCACCGGCAGUCCAGACAGUGUGUUAAAGAAAAGCUUACUCGGAGCCAGCAUCCUCUAUCCCACCACUUCCUCUACCACCACAACCACCUCCUCCUCGCAGACCGACUGUUCCUCCUUUAGCUCUGAGAAUUAUCAACGACGGAAGCACCUCCUGUCCAACUACAGCAGAGGUCGCCUCAUGAGGACAACUUCCGUCCCAACCUCUUCUUCGAUUGAGUUGAUCUCAAGAGGUCCUGAUGGGCGAUUUGUGCUCCCAGAAUAUGACAUGCUGAGUGUAAACAGCAAGGAAAACGAGAGAUACGGCCAACCAGCAAGAGUCAAAAGAUCUGUGUCACUGCACGCUAAGAGGGAGGACAGGAAUGAGCCUCCGUUUGUCCUCUCCGUUGAUCUCCCGCCUUGCAAACCAGCAGCGUCUAAUACAACGAGCCAAAUAUGUGGCAUGGCCAGGCCUCUCUCUCAUCAUGGCCUCUAUAACUUGGAUCAGAAGUCAAGCUACGAUGGCUUUCCUGAGCUCGGCAGCAUGUGCUCCAACAGUAGCUUGGCAACGCUUCCUCAGCAAGCCAGAGUGUUCACUCCGACAUUUCCAGUGCUCCCACAUAUUCGAUCCAGCAUCGGUCAGCCAUCUACGACCGCCAGCGCUCUUGUUCUCCAAAUGGAGCAUGAACGGGAGAGGGGGAACCUUAGUCACUGCCUGAAACUGGCCCAAGAGAGGGAGAGGCUGGAAAUGGAGCUCCGGAGGUACACACUGGAGAGGAGCUCUUUGAGAGAAUUCAGGAGGGAGCAGGAGGAGAGGAGAGACGCUGAUGCUUAUGAUCAUGUGUGGAAAUAUAAGAGCAGCACGUUACCCCACAGAUUACCUGAAGGCAGAAAGGAGAGCUUUGGUUUGCCUCAGAGCCCUUUCUCUUUGUCAUCUGUGAACUGGGAUGUUUUGCCUUCCACUCUGAUUCCUACUGGAACCAAUUCCAAUCCGUCUUCACCUCCCAGUUCCUCUUGUUUUCAGUCUAACAACCACUUUCCUGCCCCAACAUUCACCCAACAGACCGCCCCUCAAUUUGGGGAUGUGGGCAGCCUUCCCAAGGACCAAUUAACCCUCCCACAUCUGUCCUCAAAGCACCAGGGACAUGAAAGGGUACAGGCAGCACCAGAGGGCUAUGAUAAUUCACCACAAUCAACCCAAUUAGAAACGCAAACAUAUGAUUCAUUCUCUGCGGCACAGACACAGAACAAUCUUAGUCGUGGCAGUCUCUCAACGUUGUCCUUCCAUAGCAAUAAUUUCACAGGAAGAUUUAAUUCAAAUCUCGACGCAGUGCCAGGCUCCUCAGAAGUGGAGGUAUUCCAAGAGCCCACUCAUGAACACGUGUGCAUUGAGAUGAGUGUAGAUGAGCCAGAGUUAGACGCAUGCAUAAUGGAACCGAUGAAGCCUAUGCUUCACCAGAGGAUUGCCUCUCAUGUGCAACAGGGGCACUCACUCUCCCCCAGAGGGCGCUUUGAAGACAUGAGUAGGAAUUCAAGCUUAAAACGCCUUAGCCCCGCUCCCAGUAGCGCUCCCGGUUCACCCCAACCUCUGGGGCCAAGCCUUUGUCAAAAUGUGACCCCCGGUCCGAAGAUUUGGGACUCCAAGAGGCGAAGUCGCAGCCUUGACUCAAGAAGAAGAAGGAAAGAAAGUGAUUUCUUGACCCCUGAUGCAUGGAUAGAGUCUCUAAGCCAGGAGAACUGCUCUGUUGCUUCUUCCUCCCCUCCACACUCUGUAUUUUUGGAACCCUUGAGCUCUCCAGCCAAGAGGACCUCCAAAUCUCCUGCAAGUUUUCCUUCUGCUACCCAAUCUGCCUCCCGUUUACCUCCUGCUGAGGAUGCUCGAUCUCCGAGGCCCAGUUCAAAUCUCAAUGUGCCUUGUAACCAUGAGCCAAGGAGAGAGGCGUCCAUCUUUCCUGAAGCUACCAAAUGGACAGCCCCCUAUCAGGAAACCAUUAAACAGGCUAGGGGUCCUUUAGAGGUCCUGAAACAUGCCUCUGCGCACCUUCCACUGGACAACAACGACCAAGAGGCACUUGAACUCGAGACCGGAGGCUUUGACGGCGUGCCAGAGUCGGGGAGCAACUACAGCAGCUAUGCCAGCAGCGGUCGGGGAAGUAUGGAGCCAGCUAAUGGACGUUUAUCCCUGAGUCAACUUUCCCCAACUCUCAGCGGCUCACCUGAGACUGUAGAGGAGAGCCAGGGCAGCACAGAGGACAAACACAUUCUGGAGGUGGAACAAAGCCAAAGGUAGGGGAGAGAUUUUGGUUCAAACAGUGGAUAUUUUACUCAGUGCUGUAUUCUUUGAAGAAACUGAAUCCAAUUGCUCAUCAAUACUGUAGAAAUACAUUGUGAGCAAUUUUGCACAGUAUACAAAGCAAUUAAUCUGUUUGAGAAGCUCAGCAAACAUGGGUAAACCCGUUUAAAGCAGCAGAUGUUUCACAAAUAUCAGGAUUACUUUGAAUUGUAGAUAAACAUGUACUUCUCACAUGAAAUCCCUCAAAGCAAAAUAUCAUGUCAAUAGACUAUUAGAAUAAACAAAUAUGACCGCAGUAUUAUAUUCAGCAUGUUAAAGCCUCUGUGAGAAGAGCCUCUUUUGGACUGGAUGGUUUAUUCUGAGCACUUUUAUCAUUGUUGACACUGAGAAGUGUAUACAUGUCGGCAUUAUGUAUUCAAACUGUUUUUGAGACUAAGUGCUGCGUUGUGACCUCUCCAGGAGAAAGGCCUCAGUUGAUGAGAAUUAUGAGUGGGAUGCUGCUGAUUUCUGCUCACAGCCUGGAGACCGGGAUGGUAAGGGUUUUUCAUUUUUCACUAACAAUAUGCAGAAAACUGAGAAGACUUGUGUGUUUAGAAUCAACCGAUGCCAAAUAAUACAGAGACACUAAAGCAUGGAUGUUAGAAACAGGGAAAACAUUUAUUGGGGUGAUGGGAGGACAGAAGAUAGUCUUAGCUGCUUUGAGAUGUUUUGGUUAGUUUAAUAAAGGUGGAAAAAAUUGGUUUGUUCUCUCUGUGAGAAACUCCAAAAGUCAGUUACAACAUUAGACUGGUAGUGUUGUCGUACUCAUGUCCAGGACUUAGACUCCGGUCUGACUGGAGUCCUGAUUCUUUAGGACUCGUGACUCAACUUGGGCUUGAGUACUGAUGACUUAGUCUUGGAUAUGGCCUUGAGUAUUCAGAGCUUUUUGACUCAGAAAGUGGAGAGGAGGCCUUGGACUUAUUCACUGAUAAAGAUGGUUUCAUAGUUUGGUUAGUUUUUGUGAAAGAUACUGGACUGUUGAGAAUGUUAGUCAUCUAGCAAGCUGCAAACAAAUGUUAACUCGUAGGAUGGGUCGACGACGAAAGACCUUUGGGCACUUACCGUUUUAGCUGAGAGGGGUUCGAUUGCAAACAUGAUAAACAGGAUAAUAAUAAUAAUAAUAAUAAUAAUAAUAAUAAUAAUAAUAAUAAUAAUAAUAAUAAUAAUAAUUCAUUUUAUUUAUAAAGCGCUUUUCAAAAACACAAAGACGCUGUACAGAGUUAAGCAAUAACAAUAAAACACACAUCAAUAAGCAAUAAAAUUUAUGACAAUAUCAAUAAAAACAUGUAGAAUCAGUCAGGAUCAGUCACAAUUUCAUGUUAAUACCCUAAAUGUAAUUUUUCCAACACAGAAAACAUGGAAGUGGUCUCUUUGACACCUGGUACAGUAAUUUAAAGCCAUCUGAUGGACAGGCGUCACAUUGAAAAUGCUGUGUCAGCCGAACUGUCAAUCAACCUGAAAACAGACCAAGUGGUGGAGCAAAGGCUGGCUUUUAACUUCCUGAAAAUAAACCUAUAGUACACCAACCUGUCCAUCAACUCAGCUGAGCUCCUUUGAAAGCAAAUGGUUUUAUUAAUUUCCUCAAUUAUAUUUAUUCACACUAUUACAAUUGAUAUCAUAUUAGGAAUCAAAGAGAAAGUUUUGCCCUGUGUGGUGUUAACAAACAAAUGAACUACGUACCUAAAACUGUUUUUUCUUCUGAAUUUGGGAUCCAAACGUUGGGCUCAAUAGGGAGUCUUUGACUUGUACAACUGGCCUCCAGUGGACACUGUAGGAACUGCAGUUUUCAGCACUUUUAAACUGUCUUUUUUUGAAGAUCAGAAGUUUCUGCUUGUUUCAUUUUGUUUUUAGAAACAGAUCAAGAGAGUUUGUAAAAGCGUCCCCCGAAACCUGAAAUCUCUAGUGCCUAUGAGUCAGAAUCUGAGUUUUUAGAUUGUGAAGAACUUUGACGAUCCAACAUCCACACGUUGGAGGGGAAACAACCCUUUACAUGGGCAGAUCAUAACGGUGAAUAGGGGUGGUCUGAUUAUAAGCUUUACUUACGUAUCAAUGGUUGUUCUUUUAUUGCAUUUCACAUGAGAGUGAGAGUUUUUGAGGACAUAUUAUCCACCAGAGUUUCAGGAGAUGGUUUGGAGAACAAGGACUUUUUUUCAUUUAUGCAAAACCCUCAGACUGAGGUUUUUGUGUGUGUGUGUGUGUGUGUGUGUGUAUGUGUGUGUGUGUGUGUGUGUGUUAGUUGGGGUUUAGAGAGGAAACAACACAAUGAAGAGGCUACAGACGUAACAGGAAAACAAUUUCUGCAUUAAAAUACCAAAACCCUGAGAUUUCACAACGUUGUGUUUUUCCACCCACAGGCCUGCUUCCUUCAUUGAAUCCUCUGAAACCUUGUCGAUCCUGCAGCAUUCCCAGCAUGCAAAGCUCCACUAAGGCACUGAAAAACUACACUCAUCUCCCUCUGCUCCCAGGGCAUCAAAGCAGCUGCUCUGCUGAGCCAGAACUAGACACCGUGCUGUUCUGA
Messenger RNA from Xyrichtys novacula (pearly razorfish), 62803 nucleotides. The record is from the annotation of a GenBank genome assembly. Lineage: Eukaryota; Metazoa; Chordata; Actinopteri; Labriformes; Labridae.